AUGCUGAGUGCUCGGAGCACUCUUAGCCGCACAUGGAAGUGUCGCUGCGAACGGGUCGCGGCCGCACAGGCAUAAGUUUUAGCUUGGGAGACCGGGCGGGAGGUGGGGAGGGAUUUCCCUGACGCCACCAACGAGAUUUUAAGUGGCAAAACAAGCCAUGAGCCGGAUUUAGAAGCAGGGGAGUGAGCCUGGGAACCUUUACUCACCCCAGCAGGUCCUGCUUCCAUUUUCUUCAUCCCAGGGUUUUUCAGGCUUUUUUUGUUUUUGCUUCUGCAUGUUAGAAUUGGCACUUUUGGAACAAAAUUGACCCCCUUGUCCAGGAGCCUCUCUAAAACAUGGCCAUCCAAGAUGGUGGCCAAGACACGCCCCCAUAAUGCCCCCCUUCUAUUGUCCCUCUUGUAGUUUUUUUUCCUGUCCCUCCAAGCUCAUUUUCACCAUCCUCCCAAAUAUGCAUCCAUUUACUGGUAAGACAGGUGUGUUUUCUUUUGAUCUAAUAGUCCAGGACUGCCCAAAAGGUAGAUCCCCAGAAGUUGUAGAACUACAGCUACCUUGAUGCUUUGCAUGCAUUUAGAAUGUCUUUAGAAUAGUGUUGGUCACUUGCUUGAGAAAGUGUUUUAGUACUCAUACUGUCCAAUCAAGCGUUUAUGUUGAAUGAGUGCGUUCCAAAGGGAAUUUUUUUUUUUUAUUGUAAUAGAUACAUUGCAUGUUAUAUUAGCAAAGCUGAGAUAAGUACAUGAUACACCAGUUAAAGGACCACUAUAGGCACCCAGACCACUUCAGCUUUAUGAAGUGGUCUGGGUGCCAGGUCCAUCUAGGAUUAACACUUUCUGCUAUAAACAUAGCAGUUUCAGAGAAACUGCUAUGUUUACCUAUGGGUUAAUCCAGCCUCCAGUGGCUCUCAUUGACAGCCGCUGGAGCCGCUUCUGCGCUUCUCACUGUGAUUUUCACAGUGAGAAGAUGCCAGCGUCAAUAGGAAAGCAUUGAGAAUGCUUUCCUAUGAGACUGGCUGAAUGCGCGCAUGGCUCUUGCCGCCCAUGCACAUUCAGCCAAUGACGGGGAAAGAAGGAGAGUCCCCAGCACAGAGGGAGCCCGGCGCUGGAAAAAAGGUAAGGGAUUAAACCCUUCCUCACCCUAAAGCCUGGUGGGAGUGGGGCCCAGAGGAUGAGGGGGACCCAAGACCCUACAGAGCCAGGAAAACGAGUAUGUUUUCCUGGCACUAUAGUGGUCCUCUAACCCCUUAAGGACACGUGACAUGUGUGACAUGUCAUGAUUCCCUUUUAUUCCAGAAGUUUGGUCCUUAAGGGGCUAUGGGCUUAAUUUUAGGCUUUGACUUGACUCUUAGCCUAGGAACAUGGGCGUCCUUUCAGCUUGUUCUGCUAAUUUUCGUGUGAGAUUGAAAAUACAGUGCAAUACCCGCGCCACUGUGUAUGAAGAGAGACAGGGAUAGGAAGCUGCAUCUUAUCCCAGCUUCUCUCUGACUGAAUCCGCAGGGGAGCAGCACAUACAGCCAGCAGAGACAGCCUACAGAUCAGGUAAGUGAGGCAUGGGGGGGUGAGACUGCCUACAGAUCAGUGAAGUGAGGCAUGGCUACUAGAUGCAUACUUUCAAGGAUAUAAUCUUUCAAUGUAGGGCAAUAACUGCUUGAUCCAAGGAUAAAUCUGACUGCCAUUCUGGGGUCAAGAAGGAUUUUUUUUCCUAGCUUGUUACAAAAUUGGAAGUGCUUCAAACUGGGUUUUUUUGCCUUCUUUUGGAUCAACAGCAAAAAACAAAUGUGAGGAAGGCUGAACUUGAUGGACGCAAGUCUCUUUUCAGCUAACCAUAGUGGGUGGGGGCAGAGACAGCCUACAGAUCAGGUAAGUGAGGCAUGGGUGGGCAGUGAUAGCCUACAGAUCAGGCAAGUGAAGCAUGGGGGGGCAGAGAUAGCCUACAGAUCAGGGAAGUGAAGCAUGGGGGGGCAGAGAUAGAUUACAGAUCAGGGACGUGAAGCAUGGGGGGGCAGAGAUAGCCUACAGAUCAGGGAAGUGAAGCAUAGGCGGGGCAGAGAUAGCCUACAGAUCAGGGAAGUGAGGUAUGGGGGGGCAGAGAUAGCCUAUAGAUCAGGGAAGUGAGGCACAUGGUGGGCAGAGAUAGACUACAGAUCAGUGAAGUGAGACACAUGAGGGGCAGAGAUAGCCUACAGAUCAGGGAAGUGAGGCACAUGGGGGGCAGAGAUAGCCCACAGAUCAGUGAAGUGAGGCACAUGGGGGCAGAGAUAGACUACAGAUCAGUGAAGUGAGGCACAUGGGGGGCAGAGAUUGCCUACAGAUCAGUGAAGUGAGGCACAUGGGGGGCAGAGAUAGCCUACAGAUCAGGGAAGUGAGGAACGGGGGGCAGAGAUAGCCUACAGAUCAGUGAAAUUGCCAGGGGCAUAUGGGGGCAGAGAUAGCCUGAAUCAGAGUGAGGGAUGGAGGCAGAGAUAGCCACAAGAUCAGUGAAGUGAGAUCAGGGAAGUGAGGCAUAUGGGGGGCAGAGAUAGCCUACAGAUCAGUGAAGUGAGGCAUAUGGGGGGAAGAGACUGCCUACAGAUCAGUGAAGUGAGGCAUAUGGGGGCACAGAUAGCCUACAGAUCAGUUAAGUGAGGCAUAUGGGGGGCAAAGAUAGCCUACAGAUCAGUGAAGUGAGGCAUAUGGGGGGCAGUGAUAGCCUACAGAUCAUCGAAGUGAGGCAUGGGGGUGCAGAGAUAUCCUGUGAGGGAUGGGGGGGGGGAGGCAGCCUAUAGAUCAGGUAAGUAAGGGAUGGAGGAGACAGCCUACAGGAAGGGUCAGCAAGGACCAGGAAGGUAAAGUAAGAGAAGGAGCAGAAAUGAGAAGGAAUAGAAAUGAGCAGAAAGGGGCAGCAAGGAGCUGGAAGGGACAGCAAGGAGCGCAACAGGUAAAGUAGGAGAAGGAGCACAAAGGAACACAAAUGAGCAGGACGGGGCAGCAAGGAGCAGGAACGGUCUGCAAGGAGCACGAAGGGUCAACAAAGAGAAGGAAGGGUCUUCAAGGAGCAGGAAGAGUCAACAAGGAGCAGGAAGGGUCAGCAAGGAGCAGGAAGGGUCAGCAAGGAGCUGGAAAGUAAAGCAGCACAAAGGUAAAGUAGAAGGAGCAGAAAGGGUCAGCAAGGAGCUGAAAUUGGCAGCAAGGAGCAGGAAGGGACAGAAGGAGCACAAAGGUGAAGUAGGAGAAGGAACAGAAAUAAGCAGGAAGGGUCUGCAAGGAGCAGGAAUGGUCUGCAAGGGGCAGCAAGGAGUAGGUAGGUUCUGCAAGGAGAAGGAAGGGUCUGCAAAGAGCGGAAAGGGACAGAAGGACCACAAAGGUAAAGGAGCAGAAAGAAUCAGAAAGAGCACAAAGGUAAAGUAGAAGAAGAAGCAGAAAAGGGUAGCAAGGAGUAGAAAGGGACAGCAAGGAGCACAAAGAUAAAGUGGGAGAAGGAGCAGAAAUGGAUCAGAAAGAGAAAGGAGCAGAAGGGGGAGCACAAUAAGCAGAAAGGAGCAGAAGGAGCCAAGGAGGAGAGAAGACAGUGUCAGAAGAAAAAGAAGACUGUGUCAAAUGAAGGAGAAGAAAAGGUGAUUGGAGCAGGAAGGACAAGUGAAGUGAACCCUCCACUUUAUUCUGGACACCACAUCAUAAGGCUUUGGUACCUGGGCCUGGCAGGGAAACUUUGGACCUUCUCAUCUCCCCAGGUAAAAAAAAAUAUCAGUGUUAAUGUGUUCACUUUUAUUUACCAAGUGUCAAGAAGCACAGAGGGCUGCUGGGGAGGGGUGUCGCUGAUUGGCUAGAGCGGUCAGCUGGCACUCUAAGCCAAUCAGUAGCUCCCCAUUCAUAAAAAAGUAAAAAAAUUUAUGAACCGGGAACUAGCAAUUGGCUUAGAGCGUCAACUGAUCACUCACUCUAGCCAAUCUGUAGCACCCAUGCCUGACGUCAAUCUGCACUUCCUGACACUCCGUUUCAGAUGCCGAAUACCACUGAGCGACCUGGAAAUCUGGAGCUGGAGGAAGCCUUUGGGGUUAAACCAUUUGAGAGCGAUUUAACCCCUUAGAGGAUAGAGAGCACCCAGGGGCUUCCUGGCAUCAUAGCAUUUUCAUUUAGAUGAAGUUGUUAUGGUGACCAGAAUGCUCCUUUAAUUUGCUUAAAGGAACACUAUAGUGUCAGGAAUACAAACAUGUAUUCCUGACACCAUAGUUUUAAAAACGCUAUUCACCCUGGCUUUAUGUGAUAAUGACUAUGCUCCUCCCCUUCAUGGCACUGUCAAAAAAGGACCAAGCAUGGAUGUCAUUACAAUUAUGCCCCCCCCGGAAAAAUUCCUGCGGACGCCCAUGUGUGUGCGGAUUCAAGGUUCCAACCUGAAUAUUCAUUACUAAUAAGUGUAACUACUUAUAAUAUAUGGCAUUUUUAUUUAUUCUGUAGAUAUCCUGUUUAUAUAUCCUCUACAUAAGUGUAUUUUUAAGGAUUUUUGUGAUGGACAGCAGAGACUGGGAGGGUUAAAUGUGCUGCUGGAGGGGGAAACCCUAAGGACGUCCUGUAGGCCAGAGUCUGGGGUGCAGGUGUGAGAAUUAGACACUAGUGGUGGAGAAUGUAGAAUAGAACGUGAGUAACCCCCAAUGAAGGAAGGGACUCUCUACUGGUUUUUAAUAGAAAUGGGGGGAAGUGUAAAUAAAAAGAAUGCAACGUGUUAGUACUUAGUGCAAAGGUAAGUGGGGAAAGUAAGUACCCAAUACUCAGCUAUUAAUGUCUAUCAUAUCUACAAAAUCAAUACUUUAUUAAUAUAAACAGUGUAAGAGAUACAUCUAGAGACGCUGCUGAGGAAAGACAAUGGGAAAGCAUUUCCAUUGAAUAAUCCGGUUUAUUGAGCUUAAAGGACCACUAUAGUGCCAGGAAAACAUACUCGUUUUCCUGGCACUAUAGUGCCCUGAGGGUGCCCCCACCCUCAGGGACCCCCUCCCGCCCGGCUCUGGAAGGGGGAAAGGGGUUAAAACUUACCUUUUUCCAGCGCUGGGCGGGGAGCUCUCUUCUACCGAUCCUCCUCUUCUCCUCCCAUGCAACUGAAUGCGCACGCGCGGCAAGAGCUGAGCGCGCAUUCAGCCGGUCACAUAGGAAAGCAUACAUAAUGCUUUCCUAUGGACGCUGGCGUGCUCUCACUGUGAAAAUCACAAUGAGAAGCACGCAAGCGCCUCUAGCGGCUGUCAAUGAGACAGCCACUAGAGGAAAUAGGGGAAGGCUUAACCCAUUCAUAAACAUAGCAGUUUCUCUGAAACUGCUAUGUUUAUGAAAAAAUGGGUUAACCCUAGCUGGACCAGGUACCCAGACCACUUCAUUAAGCUGAAGUGGUCUGGGUGCCUAGAGUGGUCCUUUAACAGACAGUAUGUAAGGCGGGGUAUAGCCACCAUUGAGGAAGGCUAUAUUUCUCUAGCUAUUUAACCUGGGUUCAUGGGAACGUGAACUGAUACUUAAUGCUUUCCCAUUGUCUUUGCUCAGCAGCGUCUCUAGAUGUAUCUCUUACACUGUUUAUAUUAAUAAAGUAUUGAUUUUGUAGAUACGAUAGACACUAAUAGCUGAGUAUUGGGUACUUACUUUCCCCACUUACCUUUGCUCUAAGUACUAACACGUUGCAUUCUUUUUAUUUACACUUCCCCCCAUUUCUAUUAAAAACCAGGAGAGAGUCCCUUCCUUCAUUGGGGGGUACUCACGUUCUAUUCUAUAAUUUCAAUUAGUAUUUUUGGGUCCAAGUCCUUUGAUGGAUCUGGUACCACUAUACUGACCACUGUGUGUCUAUCCCAGUUUUGAAUUGGGUUUACACGGGAUUUUCUCUUUGUAUUUACUAGUGGUGGAGCACAGAAGCCAGGCUGGAUGAUAUCUGCUAAUGUGUGAGGAGAUGUAAACAGGGGCAUGGUUAUGAAGAGCUUUGUAAGGAAGCAUGAGAACUUUGAACUAAAAGAAACCAAUGUAGAGACUGACAGAGGAAUGACGUGUGAGAGGUGUUGGAUGUAAGGUAGUCUGACAGAGGAAAUCAUUAUAGACUGUAGAGGGGGUCAUCUGGGUACUGUUCAGUCUGACAAACAUAGGGUUAAAAGAAUCAAAGUGAGAAAGAACCAGAGCAUAGACAAGUGCCUUACUUUAGCCCUGAGUGUGAAAGGGACAAAAGCGAGAAAUGUUUUUAAGGUGAAUAUUAAGAUCAGAGACAAAGAGCACACCAAGUCCACACGCCUGAGGGGUAGAGGUUAUGAUAGCUCCGUUGACCUUAAAGGGUUACUCAAGCAGUCUUGGGGGUGGGGGGCUUUUUUCAGUGUAACAUGCCAUAUUGGGCUCUAUGAAGUUGGUUGAUUUUCAGAAUAACCUACAAAAAUAAAGUUUGGCUUACUUGGCACUGAUGUCCACGUCUCCAUCUGAUGACAGAUGGGCCUCUCGCAGUCCAACCACAGCCUUCUUCUCAUAGAGGCUUGUUGGCGCCAGUCACCUCCUUCUUUGCAGCCCAGAAGCUGCAGCAUUGAGCUUAAUCCAGUGGUACUAACGUUAUUAGCCAAUGAGCCAGCUUAAAAAUAAAAGGGAAAAUACGGUAGAGCCUUGCAAAAGUACCAAAGGAAUAGGUGAUACGUGCCGGGGUACCCUAAGUAAAUUGUCAAACUGAUCACAAAUGGUGAGCAGGGCACUAAUAAGACUAUAACCACUACAGGCUGGGCUGUAGUGCUCACGGUGCUUGGAGUGUUCCUUUAAUGUUUUGACUUUUUUUAUUUUAAUAUUUUGAGAUCGAAUUGAGAAGAAAGUCUAAAGCCCAUUCUGAGAGAAAGGUUUGGUGAAGAAGUUGGAACGUGAAGAAAAUGUGGUACUUUUUACUCUGUGUCGUAUGUAAAUGUCAUGGAAUUCACUUUGAGUGCAGUACAAAACAAAACAGAUACCAUAUUAAUUCAUUACACAUUUUUCUUCUACACCCUUUUGGAUUGAAUUACUUUUAAAUAAUUCUGUUCAUAAAAAAAGCUUGCUCUCCAAACUAUGCUUAGAUUGAAGAUUUUCUAUGUGGGUCAACGGCUUUGGAAAGUACUUUACUGAUCACUAAUUAAGAAAGGCAGCAUUCCUGUCGUUGUUAAUCUUGUUACACCUCCCGGCAGUCAAUCAGACAACAGGUCCUGUUACUUCCUGGUUUGGUUCGCUCUGUGGAGCUAAACUCAAGAGGCAGCAAUUGCUCAGAGCACCUCCCUUGCAAAGACUUCUCAUUUAGCUGCAUUGGGAAGCCUGUGAUUGGACAGCCACAGAAAGUCUGGGCGGGGUUAGAAGGGGAGGGCUAGCAAAGGCUGCAGAUAUCAGAUCACCAAAUUUUUCAAGUUGCCUUUAGAUAUACCCCAACCAAAAUGUGCAUGCAUGUUUUCAUUAGGGAAUAUCAACUAAAUUGUUUGGGUUUUUUUGUUUGUUUUUUUUAUAAACCAUUGGCCUGCUCCUUUAACCCUAAGUGGUUUAACCCACUUUAAGUUAGAUAACACUUUAUUUUCAACAAAUGGUCUUUUACGGGAAUAUUUUAUUUUAUACUAGUUUGAAAUGUGGUGUUGUGAAACUGUUAUUUAUAUACAACCCAGCAGAUGUCACUGUUGUGUACAAACUAAUACUGUCUAUAAAAAGAUAUAUACAAUUUCCAGAUAUUCCUCAGUUUGCAAAUCUUACUCUACAACACAAUUUGUGUACAUAAUUGAGCAUUUUUUUGAGUUCUAUGAACUCACUAGAGGUAUAGCAAAGGUAAAGCUGAGAGCAACAUGGUAAUAAGAUAAAAGAGACAACAUGAUUGAAACAUCCUUAACCCCUUCAAUACCAAGCACUUUUUGGUUGAAAAAAAUAUUAGUAUAACAUGUAUUUGAUGCAAGGCAUGCACAGCAAGAAUAUGAACAUAUCAUAACACAGCAAUUUUGUAUACAGAUUGCUUUUCAGACACACUUUAAAUUUACUUAAAAAUAAACUUUAUGUAAAUGUACAAAAUGUUAUCUUUUUCUUUUACGUUUAACCUUUAUAAAAAUGUUUAAUUAAUGGGAAUCUUUAGUCAGUAUACAAUGCCCUUUAUCUUGCAAUAUUUUACACUUGGUCAGAAAUGUUAGUAUAAAUGCAAAGGUGCAAUUGUUCUCACACAGUACCGUGACAAAAAUAGAUAAAUAAAAAUGGCCAAAUACAUUGCUUAUAGGUAUUUGCAAGGACCAAGACAUUACUAGAAGUGCAGCUUGUUGAAAAUAGCAACAGAAAGUAAAAAGAAUGCCUGUAUUUAUGCAUAAUGCCCACAUACAAAAAAUACAGUUAAAUCAUAUUUCUAAAAUAAAGGUAUUUAAACCGGCUAUGUCAGUCUUCAUCAAUUCCCCGGACUGUAGUAAUGAUAUGACCCAUUGAAACUUCCUUUACUGUUUAGAACCGUGGGGGGAGCUUACAUUUUCACCAGGUUUACAGGCAUUAUAUCAGUGACUGAUGACUACUUGUAGGGAAAUGUGUUCCUCUAGAGGCUGGUAAUCAUUUCUGGAGUAUAAGUGAGAGUGAGUGAUGCUUUAUGGACUAAAUGAAUUUCAUAGUGCAAAAUUCAUGAUAUUCAAAAACUUUAUACUCGAUUUUGCCAAUGAAGGGGUUAAAUCUUGGACCCCAAUAUAUAUAUAUAAAUAUUUUGUUAUAAGAGUACGAAUUCUUAGCAAACAGAUCCCAUGUAGACCACUGCCUAAUUUGCCCAUUGGUAAAUUCUUCCCUGAGGAGUCUCUCUACAUGUUUCUAUACCGCACAGUAACUGCAAACACUCCAUAAUUUUUUAUAUUUUUUAAAAUGUCUUCCCUCCAUGGUUUCCCAUAACACCUUCUUUAUUCCAUAAUGGUGUAAGAUAUAGAUGAACAAAAGAAAAAUCUCUAUACAAAAAAACUAGCAGAUGCAGGGGCUAGCUGGCUGUGAUAUAAGCCUCUUUCUAGGUGUGUGGCAUCUGAUGUUAAUCGUGAUGGACACCCCUAGAUGAGAGAACGCAACUCAUCAUAACAUGAUGCGCUGCCACUAUCCGUAUCAUGGACAGAUUAACCAUUUAAUGUCAUGCCAUGAAGUGGUGAUGGAUCUAGAUUCCUAUUAGAGGAAGAAGUGAAGGAGGAGUUAGCUUUGUAACAGCUGCAAGCACGUUCAGCAAGAACGCAGUAGUCAGAGCCAAGCAAGCCAUGUAAUGUCUCAGUGCCCACCUUCAAGGAUUAUGCUCUGGGCACUGGCAUGAACUCUCUAAACCAGCUCUACCAAGAGCUACAAAGCAAGAUUAUCUCACUGCAAGAUUUUAAAUGGACCAACAAAUAGAGGAGCCAUUUAAAACAAAGGACCAUGUAAGUAGUUAUGUUAUGGAAUGCCAGACUUGAUAGGACAGAUUGAUUAGAUAAGAAGAACCAGACAGUGACUAAGGAAGGGCAACUUCCUUGUACAAAGAAGGGACGUGCAUGGCUAAAAAAUGUUGUUCGGUUCGGUUCAGCACUUCCGAAAUUCCGGACUUUGGCAAUUCGGGACUUCAGUUCAUCACUUCCGAAAUUCAGGAAUUCGUCAAUUCAGGAAUUUGGAAAUUCAAUGAAAUGCAGGACUUCUGCACUUUGGGAAAUCGAGACUUCGGCAAUUCCAUAACCCUAACCCUACUCCUAACCUUACCACUAACCCUAAUCCUUACCCUAACUCUAAUCCUACCCCUAUCCUGCCAGGGUUAGGGGUAGGAUUAGUGGUAGGGGUAGGGGUGGGGUUAUCUCCCUCUCCUGUUUUGCCACUUUUAAGAAAUCCGAAGCUCUUCGGCACUUCCAAAAUUUGGCACUUCGGCAAUUCUGUUUGGAUUGGCACUUCCGAAAUUCGGCAGUUCAGAAAUCCGGCACUUCCGGAAGCAUACGAAUGUCCGAAUUGCCGAAAGUCGUCCAAAUUUGAAUUCAGACAAAAAUUAAUUGAAAAUGUCUAGUACAAAGCAGCAACUCAAGUGGAAGAUGAUCUACCAUGAUCUACUGUUAUAUUAUACCCUAUGAUAAUUUGACUGUGGAUGGUUAGGAAGUAAUAGAAGACCACAUGGAAAGGUUCAAGGAUCUCUAGAGCAACACACUGGAUGAACGUUUACAUUUUAUCAGCCAUGUAACAGUUAAAGGAACACUCCAAGCACCAUAACCACUACACUGCAUGCCCUUACCCCUAUUGUAAGAAGCCAUACUCAUGUAGAAUGGCUUGACUUCUUACCUUGGAAAUACACAUGAAAAAAAGGAAAGGCAGUCUGAAAAACUUAUUCAAUUAGGGUGUUAUUGGUUACAUUGGUGCUUUUUUUCAUUAAUGUCUGAUUUUAUAAUCAUUCAACAAUUAAUAAAGGCUAUGUUUUUAUACUUUUUUUUCUGGGCUGUCUUACCUUUUAUCUCAUUUCUAUAUUCAAACAAAUAUAAUGUCUGCAGCCUUUGCAUACCCUCCCCUUCGAACCCGUCCAGACUUUCUGUGCCUGUCCAAUUACAGACUUCCCAGUGCAAAACUAAGCUAAACUACCAGGAAGUAACAGGACUAGUUGUCUGAUUGACAGCCAGUGGGUGCAACAAAGUUCAUUUAUAAAAGCUCUAAUAUAUAUAAAAAAAACUGCACUUUUUGUAACAUGACAAAAGAGGACACAUUCUUUCAGCAAGCUAAAGUGCUUUUGGUUGUGUUGAAAGUCUGAUACGUUAAUUGGCACCUGUUCAUUCAAGUAAAUUAUGUAGGUAUUUGUCUAUCCUCAGUAUAGAAUCAUAGCUUUGAUAAUGGGGGUCUUACAGUGUAUAUUGCACAGAACAUGGGAUCCCAGCAGAACACCAUAUUCAACACCAUUCUCAAUGUCAUUCCCUAAUAAUGAAGGUUUGUGAGUGCGUUAUUUAGAAAUUGUAUCUAACUAAGGUUUCUUUAGAUGGUUUGGACUAAAUGGUGGGUCAUUAUUGAGCGGCAAUGCUGCACAUGCGCAUUAGAGCUCCCCAUAGGAAAGCAUUGAAAAUGCUUUUCAAUGCUUUCCUAUGGGGAAAUGAGCAACGCUGUAGGUCCUCACACAGUGUGAGGACGUCCAGCGACGCUAUAGCACCGGUUUCCUGUGCUAGAAACCAGGAAGUGCCCUCUAGUGGCUGUCUAGUAGACAGCCACUAGAGGUGGAGUUAACCCUGCAAGGUAAUUAUUGCUGUUUAUAAAAAACUGCAAUAAUUACUGUUGCAGGGUAAAAGUAGUGGGAGUUGGCACCCAGCCCACUCCAAUGGGCAGAAGUGGUCUGGGUGCCUGGAGUGUCCCUUUAAGUUUGGCCAUGAAUAUAGAUUCUUUGUGCUCUCAAAACAGUCUUCGUAGGUGUUCUUACACAGGUAGAGACAAGUACCUUGUCAGGCAAUUAGCAGAAUGCAACGGAGGCCAUCAUACAUUUCAAAACACAGAAAUAACACUUUAACCCUGUAAAUGUUCUAUUGUCAUUAAGACCCCUUUCCCUAUAUUCUAUCAAGGAAUUUGAAACAAUAUUUCCCAUGAAAUGUGUUCAUGGUUGUGGUAGUAAUUUUAGCAAUGUUGAUUUCCUUCCACCUCACCCCUUGCUAACACCAUUUCCCCAAAUUUAGCUAACUCUCCCUUCAAUAAUGAGCACAUUUGUGCUGCUAACAACUCCUGGCUUAGAUUCAGCAAAUAGCAUUGGGCAAAGAUUGUAAACCUCAAACUUUCACAAAGAUCUGCUUGUUCGAAAUUCUUACUGCCAUCCUAAUUCCGCUGUGUCCCUCUUUUCUUCCAGACAAUGACUUUACUGAAAGGCACAAAUUUCACCAACUUGAGAUCCCUUCUGAUUGGCCAAUAUUCAAAGAAAGGUCGGAUUUGCAUGUAAAAGAACUUAAAUCUCAUUGAAAUUCUUCACACGUAGUAAUCAGUUAGGAAAGAAACAAUGCAUUGAACAAGUUCAAGGACUCCAAACAUAUUUCUACCAUCCUUCCUGUAGUCCUGGGAAAAAUGCACUGACUUUCUUGUGCAUUCAGAAUAGGAUUCACUCAAUGGUCUAGCUAAUCACAAUUAUGGAUGUAUAAAAUCGAUAAAGGAGAAUAAUCCACAAUUUUUCCAAACUGAAGAGUUUUUUAUAAAACAUUUUGGAAAGAAAACCUCCUUGGGGGAGGAGGGUGAGUACUAUAACAACUAUAUUGUUUCAGAAAAUAUAAAAAUGUCAAGAAAAAAAGGAUCUGUACAUAUUUAAAUAAGACUUGCGCAUUAAUUUCUUGAAAUGCACGUUGCUCGUCACACAUUAUAUUUUAGUACGAUACAGAACACUAACUGUUACUACAAUGUUUAAAUUGAAAUUAGUACUUAAUACCUAAUACAAUCAGAAUUGUUUCAGAUUCAAAACUAAAUUGCAUAACUGGGGUGAUUUACUAAGCUACGAUUUUUAGAGAAUUUAGAAAAGAAUUGCAAACUGCAGCCCAAAACAGCAACAUUUUAAAAAAAAUCUUUCACUUGUUAAAUCUUUAAAAAAAAUUAUGUCAACUUGGCAACUGCUCCAUUAGUUUGGUCUAAAAUUUGCAAUUAUCUUUUAAAUUCUCCAGAAUUUUUGCAGUCUCUGCAGGCUAACAGAGGGUUGCAAAUCCUUAAGGGAUUUUUUUCUGAGAAUAAUGGAAGUUGCGGACCAGGAACGUUCAAUACUUUUUAUAUAUAGCAGUGAUUUGGUAUAACACAACACAUGCAAUUUCCUGUUAAUAUAUUAGAAAAUUAUCCUCUUAUCUAUUUGCAGUCUCCUCUGCCAGAAACUAAACCGGCAGUUCACUCAUUCACGUUGAUGAAACAUGCAUGGCCGAAGUAGUUAAUCAUUUGCUAACGUUAUGUGAUGUACUGUAAUAAAUCAUUAUUUCACUAUAACUGAAGAUCACACACUAAGGGCUGUGAUUGAGAUGGGUGAGUGUACAUAGAAUACUUGGGUAUAAGGCUGGUUGGUUCAUGCGGGUAUAAUUGCCCCAUAAUUGUACAGUGCUGCGGAAUUUGUUGGUGCUUUAAAAAUGCUAAUAAUAAUUUAUAAAUAAAUAAAUAAAUGGUCGUGUCAACUACAAGAAGUAAUAAGAAUAUCAGAGAGAGAAGGAGCAUGGAUUAUAGGAUUAUUAGAUAUGAUACAGAAAGAUAUAAAUUAUUUUAAAAAUCCUACUUGCUGAUUUAUAAAAUGACACACCAAGAAUUAUAUAGAAAAAGAAAUCUAUAAUGUUGCGCUUCCCUAAUCAAAUAUCAAGGAUAUAGAUUUGAAUAACUGACUGAUAAUUGUUUUUUCAUCUCAUUCUAGAAUGGGCAAUAAUUAUUUUUUGUUUCAUCUUAAUUUGAUUGUUAAAAUAUAUGAUUGAAUUGUUUUCACUGUACUGUGCUUGGGGAUAUGUUGGUUUUCUAUAAAUAAUAAUUAUAUAACUAUUCAUAUUGGCUGGUAUAUAGAAGUAAAACAGAGAAUAAGACAUACAAAUCAGUAAUAUUUAACAGGCUAAUAGAUGUUCACUAAAAGUGGAACAGUCACUAACCAGGAUUUUAAAUAUUAUUUUAGCUAUCUCCAAAAAUUAACAAAAGAAGGUUUUUUUGAGGCUUGAAACGUAACAUUUAAUAUAGGAAUCCACAAAUAUAUCCUGGGACUGGGUGCCUCCAUCUUGGCUCCCUGUAAAUCAUUGUUGUAAAUGUUGCUCUUUUCUGCCAUUGAACAUACUUAGUUGAAAAGAAGACACUGUAGCAACGUUUCUGUUCUCAUCCAUUGUUUGCAUAACAUGCCCUGGCUGUGCCUUGACAGAAGUGAAUUGGGCUGUCAUUGCUAAAUCUUUAUUAUACAUUUACAAAGAAAAUUGGACAUCACAUGAAAAAAAAAUAAUUAGCACAAGUUGUAUGUGAUUUUCAAUACUUUAUUCAGUGGUGCAAUUUCACUGUAGCAAAACAAACACAUAUAAUGGAUAAUGUAUUCUAGACGAUUGUUAACAAAGAGUUAAUUAGGAAGGUAACUGAGACAGAUUAUUUGAGACAGACAGACAGACAAAGAUAGAUGCCUGUACAUUUCGACAGACAUUUAUACAGGACACAAUUGUGAAAUGCACAGAGGGUAGGGUUAUGAGCUAGAUAUAUCAUGGUUAGAGUUAUAAAGGAGCUAGAUAUAUCAUGGUUAGACACUUGAUAAGUAAGAGUUAAGCAUGUUUUUCUGAGAGACAAUCAGGGACAUACACAACAAUGUAAAGACUUUAAGAUAAUAUAAUGUGUAUUGUUCGGUAAUAGGAGUGAAAGUACUGCUGUGGAAAGCUAAUCUGUGCGUUGAUAACACAUUGUUAACACUGACAAGUUUGGCAUAAUGCUUUUGUUAGUGUUUAACUAGUUGGCCUCUAUCUGUCCAUCAGUCUUUCUGUAAUGGGAUCUUUACCUUUGUUUGAGUGUCUGUAAUAACAAACAUUCCGAAAGGCUUGCUGAUUAGAAUCUUACCCAGAAAAUAAGGACUCCGAGAAAUGGAAAGUCUCCCCUCCAGCUCUAAAGGGGUUAACUGGACUAUGGCUAGUGAGACUCAUGAAUGGUUAGCCAAUAUAAAAACAGCAGGAGUGAGCGCAUAAAGGGUUAACCCAUAUGGAUAUUGUGAAUCAAAGACUGGAGCUUGGGACGCUACGGGUUAAUCUCUGUUGACACCUGAAGGGCUAAGCUUAAGGAACACUUUAUAGUGACACUAAACUAUUUGCAUGUUUUAUGUUACAUAUACUUCCCUUCACCUCAUGGUUUUCUGACUGGAAAAACCAGGCCAGCAUGGCUGACUGCUAGUGUACAUUUUCACGACAGCCCUUCGGACAUAUUUCCCAGAGUUUUACUGGGAAGCCAUGACUAGCAUUGCCGGCAGUGUAGGUAGCUCUGGUAGUAGGAUAUCUGAGGAUACAUUUCAGAUUGUCAAAUUACAUUUCAUUAUGGUGAGCUCCCCUUUCUUAGCUUAACCAACAAGUAUAUUCAGAGGAACUGGCUCCCAGCCCCUCUAGCCAUUUGCUCAGCAUUGCCCAGACAUUUUGGCACCAGGAGUGUGUACGUGCUCAGCACUCUAAUUCCCAAUUACCAGUAUCUGGAGUGUUUGGAGUUUGUGACAGCUAUUUAUUAAUCUAUCCAUUGCUAUCUAAUGGUUGUAAGGCUCCACUAUUAGCAGAGUACUGCUGGGGUACCAGGCUGUUGCAGUUGCUUCUGGAGGUCCUUGGUGUAACGGAGAAGAGACAGAUACAUUCUAUCUGUCUGUCUGUCUAUCUCACAGAGACAAUCCCUGACAUCAUUUGUUGACAUUCUGUUUAAUCCUUUAUUAUUGAUAUUGGCUCUGACCAUUCUUAUCCUUGUGCCUGCCUCAAAAUGGCUGCUUCUCGACCAGCUCCUAGUCUACAUUACUUUGGUCAAGUCUGUAGUGCUUUACACAGUGUUUAAUACAAUGUACGAAUGAGAGGUUAUUAUUAUUAUUAUGUUAUUUAUAUAGCGCCAUCAAAUUCCGCAGCGCUUUACAAUGGGUGGACGAACAUACAUGUUGUUGUAACCAGACACGUUGGACACACAGGAACAGAGGGGUUGAGGGCCCUGCUAGAGGGAGUGGGGUAAAAUGACACAAAAAGGUAAGGAUAGCAUUAGACUAGUGACAGUUGCAGAAGGGGAAUCAGUCGGGAGCUAUUAACAGUUCAAUUGAUACACUUUUAUGAAGAAGUGGGUUUUUAACAAUUUUUUGAAGGAGUGGAGACUGGGUGAGCAUCUAACGGAGGAGGGAAGCGAGUUCCACAGGAACGGUGCAGCCCUCGAGAAAUCUUGAAGGCGAGCAGAAGAGGUCGGAGUACGGACAGAAGACGUAAGUCUUCAGCAGAUCGUAAGGGCCUAGACCAGGGCCGGAUUAACAUAGGGGCUGAUGGAGCUGCAGCUCCAGGCCCAGGCCCAGGCCCAUGGAAUAGGCCCAUUGAUUUUUUUUUUAAAAAGGGGUUUUUUUUGUAAUUUAUUUUUUUUUUUUGUAAUUUUUUUUUACACACUACUCUUAGGGUUGUCAGGUAUUUCUCAUGUAUUUCUUAUGGUUGCCAGAUAUUUCUCAGAAGUAUUUCUCAGGUAUUUGAGCCUGUCUAGCCGGUGCCGGUAUUGCAGGAAUACCGGCAAUAGAAAUGUCUAUCUCAGUAUAAACAGAGAUUAUUCUGCAAUACCAGUGCCAGCCAGUAGGUGUUGCUGUUUGUGUGGAGAGAGGCAGGGAUAAGAAGUUACAGCAUCUCCCUCCCUACCUCUCUCUACGCACUGAUCUGCGGGGGAGCAGCUCUGCACAGAGAGUCCAGACAGCAGCUCCGAGCCUGCGAGACAUGGGGAUGGUGAGAGAUUUGGGACACCGGGAGACAUAGAGACACUGGGGAACAUGGGGAUACUAAAACACUAGGGACACAGUGGCCCCAUGUCUCCCAGUGGCCCCUAGCCUCUCAGUGUCCCCAUGUCUCCCAGCUAGUGUCUCUAGUGUCUUAGUGUCCCCAUGUCUCCCAGUGCCCCUGAUGCCUCUCCGUCUCCCCAUGUGUCCCUGGUGUCUCUCAGUGUCCCUAGUGUCUGUGUCCCUAAUCUCUCAGUGUCCCCUAGUCUCUCAGUGUCCCAAUGUCUCUAAGUGUCCCCCUAGUGACAUCGGGACACUGGGAGACAUGGGGACACAGACUCUAAGGGACACUGGGAGACAUGGGGAUAGAAACACUAGGGGACACUGGGCAACAUGAGGACACUGAGACACUAGGGGACACCGAGAGACAUAGGGACACUGGGAGACUUUGAGACCUGGGAGACAUGGGGCACUCCCAGUAUCCCCAUGUCUCCCAGCCAGUGUCCCUAGUAUCUCAGUAUCCCCAUGUCUCCCAGUAUCCCUGUUGUCUCUCAGUGUCUGUAGUGUUCCAGUGUCCGUAGUGUUUUUAGUGUUUCCUAGUCUCCCAAAGUCCCCUAGUCUCCCAGUGUCUGAGUGUCCCAAUGUCUCCCAGUGUCCCCAUGUCUCCUAGUGUCUCAGUGUCCCCUAGUAUAAAAGAAAAAAUCUCAGGCACUCACUCUGAUAGAUUUAAGCAGGUGUAUAGGACACCGCAACGUGUUGACCUGUACCCAGAUCUUUAUCAAGUCUCUAGUGUCCCCUAUGUAUCACAGUGCCUCAGUGCCCCAUGUCUCCCAGUGUCCCCUUGUGUCUCAAAGUCACCCAAUGUCCCCAUGUCUCCCAGUUUUCCCAAGAGUCUCAGUUUCCCCAGGUCUCCCAGUGUUUCCUAGUAUUUCAGUGUCCCUAUAUCUCCCAGUGUCCCAAUUUCCCCUAGUGACAUGGGGACACAAACACUAAGGGAAUGGGAGACAUGGGGACACAGACAGGCCCCUUUUUGUGUAUGUUCUGGUUAUGUGAUUUGUGCCAGUUGCCCACCCUUUUACCCCACCCACAGACUUCCUGCUUUACUGGACACUGCUGUUAGGGGUAUGGGUUUACUUGAAAGAUGAAAGUGUGAGAUUUCUCAUAGAUGCAUCCUAUGACUUUCCCUCCAGCACCAUCUCCAUCAGAUACAUGACGCUCAGGGGGUGGGACUGUUUUAGUGUUUUUGGUCAAUAAGAUUUUGUAAUUAGGCCCAUCAUAAUUGUCAGCACCAGGCCCACUGGGCUUUUAAUCUGGCCCUGGCCUAGACGGGACAUACAUGUGUAUAAGGGAGGAUUGUUAGGUGGGAGCAGCAUUAUGUAGAGAUUUGAAAGCAAGAACCAGAAUUUUAAAUUGACCUCUAUAUCUUAUAGGAAGCCAAUACAGGGACUGACAGAAGGGUGAGGCGUGGAAGGUGCGGGUGGACAGGAAGAUGAGCCUCGCCCCGCAUUCAUUAUGGACUGUAACGGCGCAAGUUGGGAGCACGUAAGACCACUGAGAAGCGGAUUACAGUAGUUAAGGCGAGAAAGGACAGUGGAAUGGACCAGCACCUUAGUCGCAUCAGGCGUUAAGUAGGGGCGGAUGCGCGCAAUGUUUUUGAGAUAGAAAUGGCAGGAUUUGGCGAUAGACUGAACAUGAGGCUUGAAGGAAAGGUCAGAGUCAAAGCGAACACCUAGGCAGCGAGCCUGCAUGGUGGAGCUGAUGUUAGCACCAUUGACAUGGAGGGAGACAGACACAGGAGUAACAAAACUUGAAGGAGGGAAGACCAGAAUUUCAGUUUUGGUCAAGUUUAGUUUAAGGAAGUGGGCAGCCAUCCAGUUAGAAAUAACAGAGACAGUCAGAGACACUAGUCAAGAGGGACGGGGAGAGAUCAGGAGAGGACAGGUAGAUUUGCGUGUCAUCUGCAUAGAAAUGAUAUUGGAAGCCAAAGGAGCUAAUGAGUUUACCAAGGGAGGCAGUAUAGAUUGAGAACAGUAGGGGACCAAGGACUGAACCUUGGAGGACACCAACAGAGAGGAGUUGGGGAGAAGAAGCAGAGCCAGAGAAAGAAACACUGAAAGAGCACUGGGAGAGGUAAGAGGAGCACCAGGAGAGAGCAAUAUCUUGUAGACUGAUAUUGCGGAGGAUGAGAAGAAGCUGUUGAUGAUCAACAGUGUCAAAAGCCGCAGACAGGUUAUCUAUUUAUCAGGUAAUUUCCAACUUGUUCCUUAGUCCAUAUUCUUCUCAGCAUAAAAUGUUUGGCCCGACUGCAAAAACAGAUGACCAAAUAUUGGGCUUGUUCCAAUGUUAGUCAGUGAAAGCUUAUUGUAAAUACCAGCAGCCAUUUGUUCACAGUCAUCAAUUAAACUUUAAUGCUGUCGGCAUAAAUAGUUUUCUACUGAGGACUGAUUGACAGAUGGGGAGGAAUCAAAUGUUCAAACAGAUUUUAGGACUACCCUAUACAUUAGCUAGUACAAAUUAGAGACCAAGUUUUUUUUUAUAGUUGUAUGUAUCGUGACAUGUACAUUCAAUGUCUGCAUGCUGCUCAUAUCCAUUCCAUCCGAUAUUGACCACCUCUUAUCACUAAACCUUUGGGAAAUGGGACAUAUGUCAAGAAUAAGGAGUAUUUGUCAAUUCAUAGCCAUAACAGCUCCAUCAGGAAACACAAAAAGGUUCACUAAGAGUGAUCACAUAUACGGGACACACCAAAUUCCAUAGGUAUUUAUUGCAAACUACAUGCAAUGGGCUUGGAGAUAGAGGAUAUUUUUCUAAUAUAGAACGUAUUUAUAGUUUGCAGUCCUCCAAAUAACACAGUAGGGAAAAAUGGUUGCUUUUCCAAGUAGUCAGAAAUAUGUGCGGAAUAACGAAGAAACAAGCCGAGGUCAAUGAAGUGAAGAGGACAGGAUAAUCGAUAUACAAGAGGUAGUCAAAGUUCCGACAGGAAGAACGCGCUAUUGGGCUACCAAGAAACCACAACAGAGCAACAUGGAAUGGGAGAGGUAAGUAUAUAUAGGCUAUAGUUAGCAGUGAUUGGAUUAAUGCCUUUUUGAAUUAACCUCUAUUCAUGGAGGGUACAGGACCCUCCUAAACUGAGCCCUGACGUCAUUGAUAUGCUCCGAAUCCCGUGGGUCAUUCAGCCGCUUAUUUAAGCAUGCUGCACGCAAAUGCUGGAGGGGAUCGCGGCUCUCAGAGCUGAGCCUUCGGGUAAGCAGGCGAAAAGCCUGACAGUUACACACCAAUCAAUAACAGGCUGGGAUAUGUGCUGGAUACAGAGAUACAAUGGUUUGUGUGUGGACCCUACUCAGGGCUGUCACCCAUUUUACUCUCCAGUCAUCUGAUAUGGCAUCCUGUUUAAACUUCACAUCCACUAAACCCAUACCCUGGGUGUACUGGUGUGUCCUCUAGUAGUACCUUACGGCCUGUAAUUCACUGGUUCCUAUUGUCUUCACAUCAUCAGGCUUUGUGGGGGAGAUUUAUCACAGUGUUCUGUUCUAAAACUUCUGUCCCAUCUGAAGUCUGUCACUUUGCCCAGUGUUUUAAACUUAUUCAGUGAAAUUGAACUAUGGCAUAAAAAAUCAAGGGUCAAUAAACUGCACAGCGGUCAUCCUGCACCGCAGACAGAGCCCUUCUCCCUCACAAACACACUACUCCAAGGAUAUCUUCAAACAACCAUCAUCAAUGUAUCUUUAUUCCACAUUCUGGAAUAUUCUGUCAAAGUUUAGAAGGAUUUACUGAUGGUAUGAUACUUGGAAUGUAAGUAUGAAGCUGGGUUUUCAGGUCAGGUUCCUGUUGGCACAGCAUUCUAAGCAACCCCCAUUCCCACCUCCCAAAAAAAGAAAAUGCAGAUAAAGUAAGUUUAAUAAAUUUAUUAACUGGACAUCACAGGCAUAAUAAUUUCUAAAACACAUAUAUUUAUAUAUGAUAACUGCACAUAACUGCCUCUGAAUAUAUGGGACACUCCAAACACCAUAACCACUACAGGAAUACAAUCAGACCUCCCCCUGUAAGUAGGCGGACUGUUUUAGAACAGUUUUACUUCUUACCUGGGAUCAAAUGACACACUCCCUUCCUCUACUACUGCUACAACUAAACCUCCAAGGACAGUAGACAACUGAUACAGCAAGAUAUGUGUCAAAUCACUUUUAAACAGUGUCAUAUAAAAGAUCUCACCUUUUUGCAGCCUAAUUGAAGUGUUAUUAAAAACCUAUGCAAAUCAAAUAUAUAUUGCGAUUUUGGAUGGGGCUGCAGCUAUUUUUGUUAAGAUUUGUUUAUACUUUUAGCCUUUUGAAUAUUAUAGCCAUGACUGCCACAAACAGUGAUGGGAAUUUGAACACAGGACUAAUUUAAUAUUUCGAUUUGCUUUUGCAUUAAACAGCUUUGUUGCAGUGCUGCUAUCUACUCCACAUACAAUGACAAAACGGGAAAACGCAAGGCAGUGCUAAUUUUGUCGACUAACAAUUUUAGUCAGAUUUUAGUCAAUUUAGAUGACUAAACUAUGACUAAAACUAAAAUGGCUUUUUAGUCAAAAGACUGUGACUAAAACUAAACUGAAAUUUGCUGAUAAAAUUAACACUGUUUGGGGAGAGAUGUAGAGGGACUGGGUGACACAAAGAGAUACAGAGGGGCUGUGGAAGAUGCAAUAGAGACAGACCAGGGCUUGGGAGAGAGACAUCCGAGGGGCUGGGGACAUCCUGUAUUAGAAGCCAAUAGGUUUACAUUCCUUUAUGAUUCUGACCGUUUUUAAUAUUUCUUCCCAUUUAUCAUACACCCAUCAAUCCAUCCAGCUGUAUAACCUUGAAUGAUACAGCACUCACUCAUAGAGUGAGUAGGUGUCUGCAUGCAUGUUCAAGAGUGGCUGUGUGGACAGUUAUAUAAUCACCUGGAAUUUGAUAAAGCAUUCAAAACGUAGCAAAGGACCCUCUAAGAAACAAAGCAAUGAACUGCUAAGAAACCAGUAAUAACAAUUUGUAAGCCACUAAGUGAUCUACCAGUAAUCACAUCAAACUGCUGUUGCACACUGUGUAUUAGAUCUUUGGAAAUAUUCCUCAGAAAAUUAAUUAGCACAGGAGGUGAUUAAAUCUGAUGUGUAAUUGUGAUGCUGGUGAUAGGAUGUGUCUUUCAUUGCUUUAUCCACAGAUCCAGUUGUGAAGUCCAUGGAACCUAAAGAUGAUACUGAACAGUCAUUGGCAUUUACUGUCAACAAGACCAAAGGUGGGUCAAAUAAGCACUUCAGCCAGAAUUCAUAUAACCUACCCUUUAGUACACACAGUCAUUAACCAAUAUUUACUGGCAUCAAGGGUAGGUACAUGCUCAGUUGGUUCCUACUGUGUCACUGUAGUCUUCCAUCAAGUCCCCUCACGGUUUUAACUGUUUGUCCCAUUUAUGACACGUUGGACAAUAUAAAUAUUCUGCCUGUUGUUUAAUACAAGAGUUGUCUUUUCCAUGCACAAAGCCUUAUCUAAUGUCUGGCUAUGAGAUUGGGCAAGCUACUAAUCCAUCCAGUGGCUAGUUGAUGGUUGGACGACAUCACAGAAGAAGCUCAGGAUGCUAGGUGGGUAGCACUGAGCUACAAGGUUGCUGUUGUAGCUCCUGGAGGUUCCUGGUGGCAUGGAGAAGGGACAAAUGCAGUAAUAAGUACAAGUCUGAAUCCAAGGCAGAAUGACCACUUGGACAAAUCUGCCCUAGCCUGCCACUACUGUUUAGACAUAGCCUGACCGGGAGGAUUGGUAGAUCUCUCUAACGUUCCCAGUACCAUCUUAUUAUAUCAGAAUUUACAUGUGCGAAAAGUCAUCUGCUUUGAAGAGAGGCAAUAGGAUCAUGCAGAGAGCACUGUGGAGGCAUAGUCUUCUAUAUAGGAUUCUGGCCGAGAGGCUGUCUAUGAGCCUGGCUUGCCAGGUUAACUUGCCUGCUUCAGUGGUAGGACCCACCUACUUUAGGUUCAUGUCCUCUCAUCAUUGGUGAUGCCUACUAGGGAGAGCCACUCAUGUCCCAAUUCUGCAAAUUGGCAAAGUGAGGGUAGGACAAGUGUGUGUGUGAGAGGUGGGGUAUAAGAUAUUUAGGAAGGGAAAAUGGUCAUGGACUACUUUCUGCACCAUAACAUUUACAAUUAUAGAAGCCUGUUUUGCUUUGAUUUACCAUUUAACUUAUCUAACUAAGGUUACCAUAUCCACCAUGUUUUCAGGGACACAUAUAAUUUAAUCAUAUUUAUGAAAACACAUGAAAAGUGUUGCCCUGCAGUAUGUAUAAUGCAUAUUCUGCAGGAUUCUUCAUUGCCUAAUAGCUUAAUCUAAUACACCUUUUUCUGAAUAUUGCAUACUUCAGGGCAACCCUUUUCACGUAUACGUGAUAUGAGUCCCUGAAAACAUGGUGGAUCUGGACACCAGAUCAAAAGAACCCACUGUUUUUUUUGGAAAUUACUUCUAAUAGAUAUUGUAACACUAAUGGAGUUUCCUUGCAUUCAGCCAAAAUAGCAGUGUUGUUGGUCGACUCAAUGUUUCAAUUCAUCACAAAGGUUUAAUAUAAUAAAUAUGAGGUCAGGGCUCUGUGCCGGCCAGUCAAGUUCUACGACACCAGUUACAAAAUCCAAUCUACGUGGACUUUGAUUUGUUUGAGAUAUUGUCUUGCUGAAAUAGGAAAGGGCAUUGCCAAACUGUUUGCUCCAUACUUGGUAGUAUACUGAUGAAUUUAUGAGAUUCAGAAGCUUUGUUUGCCUUCUGCUUUAUGCCUGUUGUUGUUUCUAUAAGGUUCCACAAUGAUAGGACUUGCACGUGACCAGGAUAGCUCCAGCUGGACCAGGAUAGCUGGACCAGGAUAGCAGGAUAGAUCCAGCUGGACCAGGAUAGCUCCAGAAGUCCUGCAAGCAUGAGUUGGCCGUACAGGUGCGAGUAGCAGACAGGAAAAGGUCAUGGGCAGAGCGGAGAGACCGAGAAGGGGCAUACCUAAAGACUUGUGAAGAGAUAUAAGAUGGGCUAGAAUUGUUCAAUUUAUCAUAGGUAUGGGUUAGAACGUUGGUCAUUGAGUUCUGAGUUUCAGACAGUGCCACUGGCUAGAGUUGUCUUAAGUAGCUGAAUUAACCAACGGCUUCACUAGGGUUGGUGUCACCUCCCCCACACCCCCAUGGACUUCCUUGCGUACCAGACCAUAAAGCAGCUACGCAAACAUCAUUAGCUUAUAGGGUUUGCAGAUUAAACCAUAUGAUUUUGAAGCAUCAUUGUAAUUGGGUAAUGGUGGCAGAUCUGAGCAGAGUGCGUGAAAAAGAAAAGCCAAAAAUGUAGGAGAUUUUUUAUUUUUUUUAAGUUAUAUGCUUUUAUUGUAGACUUGAUCUUACUGAGGAUUCACAACUGGCAAUACACUGACUGUUUUCAUUACUGUAAUAUGCACUCGGAGUUCAUGAAAUGGCAAACCAUGAAAUCUUAAAACUGCCAGAACUUUCUUUGUUUAUCUUUGUCUCUUGUAGCAAUAGUUGUGUCUACAUCUUUGCCCUCUUCCCCUGUUUUAGGAGAUUUUAAACAUAACUUUUAAUCCAUCUGUUAAAAAAUCCAAAAUAAUAUGUGAGUACACCUUGUCAUCAGCUGAGCUAAUAAAACAAAAAAUAGCCCACAGUCAUUGACAAAAUAUAUGUCAAUGGACUAUUAAAUGUCAAUAGACUAUUAAAUGUCAGUGGACUAUUAAAGAGGUAAGUAUCUCUAAAACAAGGGCAUAUCUAGGGCUUAUAAGCAAAAAAACUUAUUCAAUCUAAUAACAUAUAUUACUAAAGUACUAAUCCAAAACUCCAGCAAAAAUAAAUGAAGUGGGAUAUUUUGAGAAAUGUCGGAAAACGGAGUAGCUAUUAUUUAGAAAAAUAUUGGAGAAAAAGUUACUGUUUCAAAGAACAACCUACAUGUUACAGCAGACUGAUAAAAGAACACACUAAUUUGUUAGUGUAUAUAUUUAGUUUAGGUAAACUUAUCAUUUUUCUGCAGUUUGGUGCCCAGAGAGGGACAGAUUUAGGGCUUUAUCUAGAACGUUUUAUUAGGAUUAUUAUUAUUGUCAUUGACAUAUAUAUAGUGCCAACAGAUUCCGUAGCGCUUUACAAUAUUUUAAGAGGGGGGGGAUGUAACAAUAAAUAGGACAAUUACAAGAAAACUUACAGGAACGAUAGGUUGAAGAGGACCCUGCUCAAACGAGCUUACAGUCUAUAGGAGGUGGGGUGUAAAACACCGUAGGACAGAAAAUAGCAAUCAAAUACGGUGGGAGUGAAGCAGAGUUGGAGUAGAGAGUAGAGUGCUGCCCUUUACUAGACAGCAAGAGACAGGUAAGUAAGGUAGAGGUUACAAUGGGAGACCAUCAGCUUUCCUAAAGAAAUGGAUUUUAAGGCACUUGUUAAAUGAUUGAAGACUAGGGGAGAGUCUGAUGGCGGUAGGCAGGCUGUUCCGUAGGAAGGGAGCCUCCCGCGAGAAGUCCUGUAAGCAUGAAUUGGCUGUACGGGUGCGAGCAGCAGACAGGAGAAGGUCACGGGCAGAGCAGAGAGACCGAGAAGGGGAAUACCUAUAGAUUUGUGAUAAGAGAGGCUGGAAUGGUCUAAUGUAUUAUAGGUAUCGGUUAGCACUUUGAAUUGACUCCUAUAGGAUACAUGAAGCCAAUGUAAGGACUGACAGAGGGGUGAGGUGUGAGAGGACCGACUAGAGAGGAAAAUCAGACUGUAGCGGGGCAAUAUGGCUUUUGGGAUGACCUAUUAGGAGAGGGUUGCAAUAAUCCAUGCAGUAAAUUACUAGAGCAUGGACAAGCUCCUUAGUAGCAUCUUGCGUAAGAAAGGGGCAGAUGUUUUUAAGAUGGAAUCUACAGGAUUUGCUAAUAUACAGGAUAUGAGGCUCAAAGGUGAGGCCAGAAUCAAGUAUGACGCCAAGAGAGCACACUUGCAUGGAUGGACUGAUGUGGAUACCACUAACUUGAAGGGAGAGCGAAAGAGGAGGAUUAGUAUUAGGAGAAGGAAAAACAAGGAGCUCAGUUUUAUAGAGAUUGAGUUUCAGAAAGCAGGAGGACAUCCAGUCAGAGAUGGAAGAAAGGCAAGCAAUGACACGUUGCAGGCGGCAUGGGAGAGGUCCGGAGAGGAGAGGUAUAUCUGGGUGUCAUUAGCAUACAGGUAGUAGUCAGGGCCAGAUUAAGAGCCCAGUGGACCUGGUGCUGACAAUUAUUAUGGGCCUAAUUACAAAAUCUUAUUGACCAAAAACACUAAAACAGUCCUACCUCCUAAGCGUAAUGUAUCUGAUGGAGAUGGUGCUGGUGGAAAACUCAUAGGAUGCAGCUAUGAGAAAACACAUACCCUAUGCUAAUCUCCUGCUUUCAUCUUUCAAGUAAACCCAUACCCCCUAACAUCAGUGUCCAGUAAAGCAGGAAGUUUAUGGAUGGGGUUAAAGGGUGGGCCACUGACACAAAUCACAUAACCAGAACUGCCAAAAGGGGCGAACAUACACAAAAAGGGAGAAUGUCUGUGUCCCCACGUCUCCCAAUCCCAUAGUGUCUGUGUCCCCAUGUCUCCCAGUGUUCCCAUGUCACUAGGGGACAUUGAGAGACAUUAGGACACUGAGAGACAUGGGACACUGAGAUACUAGGGAACACUGGAAAACCUGGGGACACUGGGAGACAUGGGGACACUGGGUGACUGUGAGACAUGAGGGGGCACUGGGAGAUAUGGGGCACUGUGAUACAUAGGGGACACUGUGAUAUAUGAGGGACACUGGAGACUCGAUAAAGACCUGGGUACAGGUCAAAACAUUGCGGUGUCCAAUAAACCUGCUUAAAUCUAUCACAGUGAGUGCCUGAGGUUUUUAUCUUUUAUACUAGGGGACACUGAGACACUUAGGGGCACUGUGAAACAUGGGGACACUGGGAGACUAGAGGAUUCUGAGAGACAUGGGGACACUGAGACACUAAGGACACUGAGACACUACGGGCACAGAGACACCAGGGACACUGGGAGGCAUGGGGCACUGAGACACUCUGAUACAAAAGGGGCACUGUGAUACACAGGGGACACUGGAGACUUGAUCAAGACCUAGGUACAGGUUGAAAUAUUGCGGUGUCCAAUAAACCUGCUUAAAUCUAUCACAGUAAGUGCCUAAAAUUUUAUACUAGGGGACACUGAGACACUAGGAGACAUGGGGACACUGGGAGACAUUGGGACACAGAGACACUGGGAGACUAGGGGACUUUGGGAGAUAGGGAAACACUCAGACACUAGGGACACUGAGAGACACCAGGGACACUGGGGAGACAUGGGGAUACUGAGAUACAAGGGACACUGGCUGGGAGACAUGGGGACACUGGGAGUACCCCAUGUCUCCCAGGUCUCAAAGUCGCCCAGUGUCCUCAUGUGUCCCCCAGUGUCUCCAUGUCUCUCAGAGUCCCAAUGUCGCCCAGUGUCCCAAUGUCUCAGCAUCCCCAAGUCUCUCACCGUCCCCACGUCUCGCAGGCUCAGAGCUGCUGUCUGGACUUUCUGUGCAGAGCUGCUCCCUGUGGAUCAGUGAGUAGUGAGAGGCAGGGAGGGAGAUGCUGUAACUUCUUAUAUCUGCCUCUCUUCACACAAACAGCGACCCCUACUGGACAGCACUGGUAUUGCAGAAUAAUCUCUGUUUAUACGGAGACAGACAUUUGUAUUGCCGGUAUUAAUGCAAUACCGGCACCGACUAGGCAGCCUCAAAUACCUGAGAAAUACUUCUGAGAAAUAUCUGACAACCCUAAGAAAUACCUGAGAAAUACCUGGCAACCCUAAGAGUAGUGUGUAAAAAAUAAAUAAAAAAAAAAUAAAAAAUUCAAUGGGCCUAUUCCAUGGGCCUGGGCCUGGAGCUGCAGCUCCAUCAGCCCCUAUUUUAAUCCAGUCCUGAUAGUAGUGGAAUCCAAAUGAGGUAAUGAGUUUGCUAAGAGAGGCAGUAUAAAGAGAAAAUAGAAGGGGACCAAAGAUAGAGCCUUGGGGGACUCCAACUGAGACAAGACCAGGGGAGGAGGUAUCAUUAGAAAAGGAGACACUGAAUGAGAGAUAAUGGAGAGAUAAGAGGAAAACCAUGAGAGAACAGAGUCACAGAGACAGAGUGAUUGAAGAGUUUGAUGUAGGAGAGCAUGAUUAACGGUGUCAAAAUCAGCAGAGAGGUCAAGAAGAAUUAGUAUGGAGUAGUGGUCUUUGUAUUUAGCUACAAUUAGGUUGUUAGUAACUUUGAUAAGAGCAGUCUCAGUAGAGUGGAGAGGGCAUAAGCCAGAUUGAAGAGGGUCAAGAGAGAGUUGGAAUUGAGGAAGUGAGACAUACGGAUAAAGACAAGUCUUUCCAGAAGCUUUGAGGAAAAAGGGAGCAGGGAUAUGGGAUGAUAGUUAGAGGGGGAGUACAGGUCGAGAGAUGUUUUUUUCAGAAUAGGUACUACAGUGGCAUGUUUAAGGUCAGCAGGGACAAUGCCAGAAGAGAAAGAGCAGUUGAAGAUGGAGGAAAGGAGAAGCGCAGCCACCUCUUGUUCAGUAGCCGGGGAGAAAGUCUGAAGGGUAGGAAAGGCAUGGUCUACGUGUGGUUGAGAAAGAGAAUGGCAAGGUGGGGAUAAUUCUUUCCUUAGCUGUUCAAUAUUGUCGAUAAAGUAGCAUGCUAAGCUAUCUGCUGUAAGGUUAGUUUGGAGGGUGGCCACAGCAGGGCAAAGAAGAGAAUUAAAGGUGUCAAAGAGAUGCCUGGGAUUGCGGGAGAAUGAACUGAAGAGAGAGGAAAGGUAUGACUGUUUGGUGAGGGCAAGGGCUGCGCUGUAUGAACAAAAUAUGAAUCUAUAACGGAGAAAGUCUGCCUGGCAUAGGCGUGCGCAGCCUAUUGCAUUAGGGUGUGCACCCUAAAGCACAAACACACGCCGCGCGUGCGUGUGUGUGUAUAUAUAUAUAUAUAUAUAUAUAUAUAUAUACACACACACACACACACACACACACACACACACACACACACACACACACACACACACACACACACACACACACACACACACACACUCACACACACACACACAUACUCACACACUCACAGACACACACACAGACACACACACACACACUCACAGACACACACUGACACACACACACACACACUCACACACACAUACUCACACACUCACAGACACACACACAGAGACACACACACAGACACACUCACAGACACACACACACUCACAGACACACAUACUCACACACUCACAGACACACACACACUCACAGACACACAUACACACACUACUCACACACAGACACACACACUCACAGACACACACACACACACAGACACACAUACACACAUACUCACACACUCACAGACACACACACACACUCACAGACACACACACUGACACAUACUCACACACUCACAGAAACACACAUUGACACACACACACACACACACAAAUUAUUAUAUUUCAAUUUUUAAAAAAAAAUGUCCACCCAGCCUCCUACCUGGAGUGCUGGUGGACUUUUUCCUGGGGUCCAGUGGGGGCGGGCGCCUUUAUGCAGCUCAGCGGGCGGCGAGGGAGCUCUCUGCUGUCGGCUCUCUGCUCCCUCUCGCCGCGCGGGCUGUCUGCUGCAGCUGGGAGCCGGAAUAUGACGUCAUAUUCCGGCUCCCGGCAUCAGCGCGCGGCGAGAGGGAGCAGAGAGCCGACAGCAGAGAGCUCCCUCGCCGCCCGCUGAGCUGGGGGGGGGUAAUCCAUCACCUCUUGCCCUCCCCAUGACAGGGGCAAGAGGUGAGACAGGGGGGCGCUGAGUGCCUGCAGGAACAGCGUUCCUGUUCAAAAAAAGUGCAGGAACGCUGUUCCUGCAGGACUCAAACCAUAGGCGUGCCACGGGGAUUAGGGUGUGCCCAGGCACACCCGGCACACCCCGUGCGCACGCCUAUGCUGCCUGGGUGCAAGACUUCCUCCAGGAGAGUUCAGCACAACGGGAGCAUCUUUGCAGGUAACGUGUUGAUUUAGUAUGCCACGGUUGGGGGGGUGUCCUCUUCGAGGUGCAUGUUUGGAGCAGGGCUGCAGUGUUCAAGGCAGAGGUUAGGGUAGUGUUAUAUGUGGAGAUGGCCAGUGAGGGACAGGAGAGGGAAGGCAUGGAUAGCAGUUGUGAAUCAAUAUCAGUUGACAGCUGCUGGAGGUCAAUAGAAUUAAGGUUCCUCCUGAGUUGAGGAGGGGUUAGGCUGAGGUUGUUGAGUGAGGGGGUACUCGUGAACAAAUGAUAAGAGGUGGUGAUCAGAGAGAGGAAAUGGAGUGUUGCAGAUAUUAGACACUGUACAUGAAUAAGAGAAAAUGAGGUAGAGGGUAUUGCCAGCUACAUGGGUUGGAGAAUUAGCCCACUGUGAUAGCCCAGUGGGAGGAAGUAAUUGAAAGUAGUUUAGAGGCUGCUGAGGUCAAAGUUGGGUUAAAUUAAGUCCCCGAGAAUUAGGAAUGCAAUAUUAGAAGAGAGGAAGUAGGGUAGCCAGGCAGCAAAGUGGUCAAGGAAGAGGAGAGGGGAACCAGGGGGUGAUAAAUAACGGCAAUGUUAGCAGAGAAGGGUUUCAAAAGGCGAGUCAAAUUAAUUUCAAAUGAUGGGAAAGAGGGAAGGGGAAUGGGUAGCAGUUUGAAGGAGCAGUGAGGUUAGAGUAGAAACCCUACACCACCACCUUUACAUUCAGAGUGUCUUGGGUUGUGGGUAAGUUGAAGACCACCAAAGGAUAAAGAUGCAGGGGUAGCAGUGUGAGAGGGGGAGAGCCAUGUUUCUGUUAAGGCUAGUAGAUCUAGAGAAUGAGAGAUGAAGAGGUCGUGGACAGCAGUGUAUUUUAUUAUACUGCAAAUGGAACGUGCCCCAGAGGGCAGUAUUAAAGGAGGAUUUAGAGGCAGGGCCUGACUGGCCCACCUGGAUACUGGGAAAUUUCCUGGUGGGCUGCGGCACCUGCGGCCUGCAGAACUCUAACUCCCUAUAGAGAGGGAGCCCUGCGGCCGUAUGUCGUGCCGCUGGGUGGCUGGCGGGCCCAUGUCAUGUGCUGUAUGAGUAUGACUGCUGUCAGUGUCAGUGAGUGUGCUGGGUGGCUGCCUAACCGGUAGACAUGUGCAAUUCGUUUCGGUCCGAAUAUGAAUUCGGACGAAUUAUGGGCAAUUUGGACAUUGGGGUACUUCCGAAUGUCCGAAUAGCCGAAGUGCCAAAUUGCCGAAGUGCCGAAUUGCGGAGGUUCCGAAAUAACUAAAUUUCCGAAGUGCUGAAGUGCCGAAGUUGCCGAAGUUCUGAAGCACAGUAUUGCCUAAGUACUAAUAUACUUACCCAGUGGAAGAAUGAAGAAUGUUACACUGUAUACAAUUUUAAAUAAAAAGUAUACAAACGUAGCCAGGAUUCAGCUGUAAGCAUUCGCAACAAUCAAGUAACAUACAUUCAUAUAAAAUGUAAGUUACUUAGUCUGUCAAUGGAAUGACAGGAAUGAAUAAGUAGAUAACUCCCUAAUUCCCACGGUAUUAGGGAGCUAUCUACUAAAAGGCUGAAAGACCUAAAUUGGUCUUUCAGCCAAAUUUACUAAUACUAAGUAAAGAUUACUUAGUAUUAGCAAAUUAUGCCCCUACUCGCUAUACUGCCCCCGUGCCACGCGAAUGGGGCUUCUAACCUGAAGGGGGGACCUAUUGCCCUCCCUGAUCGGCAGGUGGGGGCCCUAAAGUAAAAUAAGGAGGGGACCUAUUGUCCUCCCCCUGGCCCCCACCCAUGAGCGGUGGGUGGGGGCCCUAAAUUAGAAUAAGGGGGGACCUAUUGUCCUCCCCCCAGCCCCCACCCCUGAGCGGCCGGUGGGGGCCCUAAAGUAAAAUAAUGGGGGGGGACCUAUUGUCCUCCCCCUUGCCCCCACCCCUGAGGGGCGGGUGGGGGCCCUAAAUAAAAAAUCAACCCUCCCGGCCCAGGUGACUAGGGGUCCCCAAACUCCUAGUCACCCCCCUCCCAAAAAAAUUAACCCCUACCUACCCCCCUCACCCUAAAAAUAGUGAGGGGGACCAUUAGCUAAACCUGUUAAGAAAUAAAAUAAAACUUACCAUUUGAUGUUUUCUUUCUUCUAAAAUCUUCUUUUUUCAGCCCCAAAAAAGGCCAAAUAAAAAUCCAUAAUAACCGACGAACUUUUUAAAAAAAAGGGGUUAAAUUAGAAUGAGGGGUGGGGGCUAUUCUAAUUUAGGGCCCCCACCCGCCGCUCAGGGCCGAACCAAACCGAAAAAAAUUUCCAUGCACAUGCCUACUAAACGGUCCGGCGGCAUACUCACUGAUACUAACAGCAGUAUAACUGUCAGCACAGGAGGACUGAGGAAGGGGGCAGAGCUCGUGGUUCCCACAAUUUCCAGCACAGCCACAUCAUAGAGAAGUGAUUAUUCUAUGAUGUGUCCAUGCUGGGAAUUAUGGGAACUGCAAGGGAGCAUGGUAGUUGGCUCUGCCCCCUCCCUCAGUCCUCCUGUCCAAGGUCAGCAUCAGACACAGGACAGGGAGGCGAUAGAGAGACACAGUGGAAGGGGGGACAAAGAAAGGGGUAAUAAAGAAACACAGGGUAAAGGGGUACAAAGAGACAGAGGGGUAAUAGAGAGACACCAGGGAAGGGAGGACAAAGAGACAGAGGGUUAAUAGAGAGACACAGGGAAAGGGGUAGAGAGAGACAGAGGGGUAAUAGAGAGACACAGGGGAUGGGGCAAAGAGACAGAGGGGUAAUAGAGAGACACAAGGAAAGGUGGGACAAAGAGACAGAGGAGUAAUAGAGAGACACAAGGGAAAGGGGGACAAAGAGACAGAGGGGUAAUAGAGAGACACAGGGGAAGGGGAACAAAGAGAGGGGUAAUAGAGAAACAGAGGGGAAGGGGGGACAAAGAGACAGAGGGGUAAUAGAGAGACAUGGGGGAAGGGGGGACAAAGAGACCGAGGGGUAAUAGAGAAACACAGGGGAAGGGGAGACAAAGAGACAGAAGGGUAAUAGAGAGACGCCAGGGAAGGGGGGACAAAGAGACAGAGGGGUAAUAGAGAGACACAGGGGAAGGGGGAGACACACAGAAGGUUUGUUGGGGGGACAAAGAGACUUACAGAAGGGAAGGGGAACAAAGUGAUACACAAGGUUUGUGGGAGACAAAGCUGGGCUGGGGUAAAAAGAGACACAGAGUGGCUGGGAGAAGAGAGAGUCACACAGAGUCUGGAGUUAGAAAGAGACACACAGAUGGGAUUUGGAAGGGGAGAAAGGGGCUGGGGCUAAAACAUACACAAAAGGGGCUGGGGGGAAGAGACAUAUGGAGGCCAGAGAAGGGUAAAAAGAAACACACAGGGGCUGGGGUGAAAAGAUACACAAGGGGAGCUAAAAGAGAAUUACAAGGGUGGCUGCAAGAGACAAAAAGGAGAAAAUUGGAGACAAGAUACACUAAACGAGGUAAAAACAAAAAUCAAUGGAGGGAAUAAGGAACACCAAAAAAAGAAAUUCAUAAGGAAGUUAAUAGAAACACAAGUGAAGAUGCAUUUUUUGGUGUGUAGGGGGGUGGGGGGGGGAGAAUGCAUUUUCGCCUGUGUCUCCUGCUCUCCCUGUAACUCAGUUCUUCAGCACAGGAGUUUAUGCUGAAUAGCUAAUCGACAGGUGAGAGAAAGACCUCUUAUUAAACAGAUUUUCCUUCCAAUAAAUACAUUUUGCUAGUAACCUUGCUAACACAAUGUACAGAUAGACGUAAUUGAUGUGAUUCUGACAGUAAUAUAUAUACAUGUAUAUUAAUAUGUGUAUUAGUAACAUAUAUAAUUAUGCCUAUAAUAUUUACCCAUGUAUUAAUAUACAUUUAUAUAUGCAUUAUACACACAUAAAUGUCAUUGAUAUAUAACAUAUAUGUAAUGAGCACAUAUUGGCCCAGUUUUGUUGCAUACUCCAGCACAAUAACAUAUUCAAAGUGAAGAGCGCACCUAAAGGACUUCAAAAUAAACAAGAUCACUUUUUUUUCAGUUGUGCAACCCGCAGACAUUCAGCAUUUCAGUCCCAUUACCAGAAUGUCCUUAAUAUGUCGAGGUAGUUAGACUGAAACAUUGAUUACAUGCAAAUGUGCGUCUGCUUAAAAUAUGUUUAUUUUGAAGCCCUUUAUGCUUUCUUUCGAUGGAGUAAUAGUUUUUAAUUUUACGUUAUCUUUUCCACCUCUAUAUCAGCACACUAAGCUGGUGCGAUGCAUUAUUGGGCUGGUAUAGAAUUUUUAAAGUGCUGCUUUUAGUUCCCAUUCCUGCCCUGUUUAGAGGAAGAGUAACAUGAGAUGGGUGUGAGAUUGGGGUGGUUCCUUGAGUUAGUACGUGGUGGGUUUGAAGAGACAUCACCAGCUGCUAGCAGCAGACGGAUAGAAAGGAAGUGAAGGGAGUAGGAUUUGAAAGUUUUGUAGGAGGGUGUGUAUAUAGAGGAUUUGGGAGGAGUUGGUGGGGAUAGGCUGGAAAGGUAUAUGUAGAGUGCAUGGGAUAAAUAGAGAGAGGAGUAAAGUGGAGGCAAUGAAGAUGGAUUUGCCAGAGACAGGUGAGCAGAAGGAUAGGGAUAUUUUAGUAAUGAGAGAAGUUAGUGUGAAAGUGAAAAAUAGAAGUGAGAACAUUAUUUAGAGAAAAUGUGUUUUGUUAUAUAGAUAUGAAAAUUAUUCAUAUAUAUAGACACAUAUACCUAUGAGUGUUUAAACCAGGCUUCCCCACACUCUGGCCCUCCAUAUGUUGCUGAACUACAACUCCCAUGAUUCUCAGCCUAUCUAUUUCAUUCAUAGAAUCAUGAGAGUUAUAGUUCAGCAGCAUCUGGAGGGCCGGAGUGUGGGGAAGCCUGGUUUAAACCAUGGUUAAAGCAUGCAGUUUGUUAACAGAGGGAUUUCAGGUGAAGAGAGGUUUCGGGACUUGGUUGGUGUGUUUUGAAAACCAGCUGCUCUGCACUAUCUAUAAGUAUGGUAAUGACCGUGGGGUGGGGUGGGCAGCCUUCAAGAGAUGAUGCCUCUGCUUAGGUGUUUCUGCAGUGCUUGGAUGCUUUUGAGUGCUGGGAGUUGCUAAUCAAUGCUGUUAUUUGGGGCCCAGUCUCAAAUAUAAAGUCUGGUUUAUAUUUAAGUUAUAUCUGUUUGAUUUAAUUUUUAGCCCCUGGUUCUGACUAUACUGAUUACUUAUGUAUACUCUAGUAUUAAAAAAAAAAAAAAAAAAAAAAUUUAAAAAAUGUUGCCAUUGUAUAUCAAUUAGGCUAUCUAUUUUGCAUUUCAUACUGGAAUUCGAAUAGUUGAUAUACACCCAGUCUUUUUCUAAUCCAUUUAUUCCAAUGGCCCACUCAGCUGACACUUAGUGUGGUGUUUUCUUAGCCUGCAGUGACAUGUAGAUUAUUACUUUAUGUUUAUAGGUCUAUUUGUUCUUUAAAUAAAAGCAGUAACUUUUUAUUCAAUAUUUUUCUAAAUAAUAGCUACUCCGUUUUCUGCUAUAUCUCCUAAUAUCCCUCCUAUUUUAUUUUUGGUGGAGUUUUGGAUUAGUACUUUAUAUGUUAUCUGAUUUUAUAUAUAUAUAUAUAUAUAUAUAUAUAUAUAUAUAUAUAUAUAUAUAUAUUUUUAUUUUUUUAUUUUUUUAAAUUUUUUUUUUUUUUUUAAGUCCUAGCUAUGCUCUUAUGGUUUUAGACACUUUGUGGACUAUUUUUUUUAUUUAUUUUUUUAGCUCAGCCGAUGACUUUAUGUACUCACAUGUCAUUUUGGAUUGUUUAACAGAUGGGUUAAACGUUAUGUCUUAAAUCUCCUAAAUUUGUGAGCUUGGUGUUUCUGUAUCUUAAAUUGUUAUUUCUGCUUAAACUUUAGAGGUUGCCCCCCUUUCACUCCCCAAACUAAUCAAUUUAAGUCUAACACACUCUCCCUGACCAUAUUAUCAAUUUUGCUUAACCCCUUAAGGACACAUGGCAUGUGUGACAUGUUAUGAUUCCCUUUUAUUCCAGAAGUUUGGUCCUUAAGGGGUUAAAGGACCACUCAAUGAAGUGGUUUGGGUGCCAGGUCCCUCUAGUUUUAACCCUGCAGCUGAAAACAUAGCAGUUUCAGAGAAACUGAUAUGUCUCACCGAGGGUUAAUCCAACCUCUAGUGCAGGGGUUCUCAACGUUAGUCCUCAGGACCCCCUACCAGUCCAGGGUUUAGGGAUUACCUGGUGUGUCUAAGGUGUUUAGAAAAAAAAACACCUUAGAGUCUAAGGUGUUUUUUUCCCUUUUUCUAAACACCUGAGACACACCCAGGUAAUCCCCAAAUCCUGGACUGGUAGGGGGUCCUGAGGACUGGGUUGAGAACCCCUGCUCUAGUGGCUGUCUCACUGACAGCCGCUAGAGGCGCUUCCACGAUUCUAACUGUGAAAAUCACAUUGAGAAGACGCCGACGUCCAUAGGAAAGCAUUGCGCAAUGCUUUCCUAUGGGCGUUUUUUAAUGUGCACGCGCGGCUCUGGCGGCGCAUUCGGCUCCACUCGGGAGCCGAAGGAGGAGAGGUCACCAGUGCCAAGGGAGCCGAGUAAGUGGCUGAAUGGGUUUUAACCAGCAGGAGGAGGGCCAUGAGGGUUGGGGGGACCUAAGGACUACAUAGUGGUCCUUUAAGAGCGCGUUAGAAAGUUAAAAAGGUAAGGUUUACUGAUACAUGUAAGAUAGGCUUAUGAAAAAUGGUUUUGUUAUAAUCAGGGCCGUCUUUAAUUUUGAUUCGACCCUGGGCAGGCAUUUACUUGGGCCCCCUGGCUACAUAUAGAUGCACACAAAUACACUACCUGACACACAUGCAGUGCAGAUACACACUGACCGCAUACAGAUACACACAGACUACAUAUAGAUACUGACAAACAUGCAGAGACACAGUUACACAACCUGACACACAUGCAGAGACACCGAUACAAACGCUGACAUACAUGCAGAUACAAAGGUACACACACUGACUACAUAUAGAUACACCGACACAUACAGACACACAGAUACACAACCUGACACACAUGCAGAUAUACAGAUACACACACAAACACAAACGGACAACAUACAGAGACACCUUCUGACAGACGUACUGACACAAACACACACAGACUGCCAUACUGAAACACACAUACACAGCGCGGCUGUCACUUCCUCCCAGUGCUGCCAAAAAGCAAGGGCCCGGUCGCGCUGUUAAAGCGCCCCAGCGCACGACCGGUGUUCUGCUGACACCGUCCCACCGGGUGGCCCAAAGUGCAUGGGCCACCCGAUGAGCCCCCAUAGUUUGCAGGCAGAGGGCAAACGGAGCAGCUGUCUUGGGUCCCCCAGCAGGGACAGGGCCUGGGGCAGCUGCCCUGUUUGCCCCCGCGUUAAAGACGGCCCUGGUUACAAUCAAUGGGUAUACAGGGGUAUUUUGUAAAACACUGAAUAAAACAUUUAUAGACUGUCAUUUUCAUGUCACCCACUCUGAUGGUGUUAGCUGAUGCAGUCCACACACACUCGAUACUCUAGUGCAGGCUUCCCCAAACUCCGGCCCUCCAGAUGUUGCCAAACUACAACUCAUGAUUCUAUGAAUGAAAUAGGCUGAGAAUCAAGGGAGUUGUAGUUUAGCAACAUCUGGAGGGCCGGAGUUGUUUGAAGCCUACUCUAGUGGCUCCUAGAGGCCGAUAUACUCCUGGUCAUGUAGGUUAGUUAGCUUUAUCAAUCAACAAUGUGAGCGUGAAUUAUAUUAUCCAAUGCUUUACAGUGAAGUUUUAUUCGAAAAAAGACAUUGAUUUACCAUUGUAUGAAAUGGUUGAAAAGUCCAUCCUUGUAUAAUAUGGCGGCCUGAAAACCAGUAAAGAUUAAACUGUAAUUCUAUCUACAUUGAUAACACUUGUCUUUAUAGAUGGCUUAUGGACCACAGCUGCCAAUGGUUCUAUACAGAUUCGGAUUGACGAUACCUGCUCCCAGCCUGCUGUAACUGUGCACCAGAUGUUUCUGGAAUGUGUCGAUAAAUAUGGAAAUCUACACUCCAUGUCAAGCAAGAUCAAUGGUUUAUGGGAGCAUGUCACCUUCCUGGAAUACUACAAGUUCUCUCGUCGAGCUGCCAAGAGCUUCAUAAAGGUAGGGGAGAUGUUUCUGUCCAAGAAGAUCUUGAAAGGUUGUGUAUGGAAUAAUGCCACAAAUGUCAAUAUUCACAUGUGUAUAUAGACGUUAGGUAGGCCAUAGCCAACGAGCGCUGUCCUGCAUAGCUCUGAGGAGUUAACCAGAUUCUCCUAAAGUAAAAUCACAGAGGCCAUUGCUGAGGUCAUCUAGAAGGAUAACAUUAGGCUGGGAUUAAUCCAGCACACUCCAGGCACCAUGACCACUUCUGAGUUCUGUAGUGGUUAUGGUGCUUGCAUGUUCCUUUUCUUCUUUGGUUGUAUGUGUGUCCCCAUCUUAGUGUUAUUUCCUUGUAUACAUAUUUUGCUUUUCCACAAUUUAAUUUCCCUCCCCGCCAUGUUUUGUAUCCUGGGAGCCUAAGUUCCAUGCAGCAUUUUAUGCUCUCUGUGCAGCCUUCUGGAGUCGGAUUGAAUCACAGCAGAGGGCUCAACUACGCUCCUUACCUAGAACAGAGGAGGUCUCCAGAGGAGUCCCAGCAUUGGGCUCUCCUUCUGGGCCGAGAGCCAAGAUGGAUGUCAUGCCCACCAGCCAUCCACAACCUGGUAGUGCCGUUCCCAGAGCCUUGCAGGACUUUCAUCCUGCCACUUGAGCUGGAGGGCUAGGUGGUGACCAGGCAUAGGCUUGCACGCUUGGGGACCGAGAGUCUUGGUGCACCGACUGCUGAUCCUCUGCUGCACCCGAGAGGAGGUGAAAGCGUCAUUAAGCUGCAUACAGAUAGAGCAGAGCUAAUCACCCUCUAAAGCUUGCAAGAGGAAUUGGCUGAAACAUUUCUGCUGCACGAAUGUUGAUGUAAACCUGGUGGUGUUAAUCUCCUUGCCCCUCUUCAGUUAAUGAAACCUGUUUAUUCACACAUAUGACCACUCUCAACAUGUCUGACAUUUACCCUAUGCCAUGCUUUUCACUUAUAUCACUACAUAUUUUCCUAGCAUGAUUGUUAUUUUAUAUUUUAAAAAAUGUGCAGUUCCUCUUGACAUUGUGUUCUCUAACUAUACACCUGUAUUCAUUUGUUUUGCAUUGCAUCAUAUGUCAUGGUCACUACCUGUAUAUUUCAGAGCACUUAAAAAAAAUAAAUAUAAAAAAUUAAGAGCAAAUACCUGCUCCAGAGUAACCAAUUCAUUGUCCACAAUACUGGAAAAGUAUUAUAAUCACAAAGAGUAUAACUAGUGCAUCGUUUACAAUGGACCAACACUGGGUAGUGGGGUUACUUCAAUUAAAAUGCCACGUGGUAUAUCUUGAAUUAGCCUUAAGUUUUAAUAAAAUCCUACUUCUCACUUUGGAUAGUGGAAGUUCUGUACUGGUGAAUCAGAGGUGGUUUUGGUUCUAAUUCUUCUUGGAGAAUCAGAGGUGGUUUUGGUUCUGUGUCACGCUCUGAAUAUUUUGAGAAUUAUGAUACUAUCAGUGAGGAAAAUAGGUCAUGGAGCCAAAUUACAUGGGGAGAGAGAGUAAAAUAAAAAAAGAUGGCUAUCAUAUACAUUUUAUUUACUAAUCUGGGAAAUGUAUAGAAAAUGACUGAGCUGGACAAACCGCUAAUUUAUUGAAUUAUUCUAAUUCGGCUACGGUGACCAAACAUCUUAAAUUCUCUAGUAAAUAUGCCACAGGUCCUGGGUUCGUAAAUAAAACCCAAUUGAGGCACUCAUACUUUGCCCCACGCACACUACACGCAUUUCUUGCCCACCACUGGCCACUCUCUAUGGAAUACAAUAACCAUCCCGCAGACCUAGUCCUAAAGUAAACAUACAGCUGUGUGGGUUGGUUUGGAAAUAAGGAAGCCUUGUUUUCUUCAUUGUAAGCUUUUCCUGUUUAAGCAUCUGUAUUCAUAAAGAAUAAUGAGUUUGUCUGUAUCAUACAACAAUACUAAACCCCCAUAUUUAACAUAUCGCACUCUAACCAAUGUUGAGCCAUUUUGUUCCAAAGCAGCCUGGCCUGUUUAACCUGGGUUCAUUGUUUUCACAGCUUGGAUUGGAACCAUUUCAUAGUGUCGGAAUACUUGGGUUUAAUUCUCCAGAAUGGUUUAUUUCCGCGGUGGGAGCUGUGUUUGCAGGGUAAGCGCUCAUUGUGGACACCACCCCUCUUUGGGUCUCAAAGCUGAUCUAGAUCAUUUUAAACCUCCUUCUUUUGGGGAAGUAAUCAUAUUGGUGUAAAUGACCUCAAGAGACAGAAGAGAUGGUCAAAGUCAUUAAAGCAGCAUAUGAAAAAGAUUUUUAUUUUUUGUUGUCAAUCUGUUUUUUUUUGAGGCAGGUAUAAUGACAUGACAAGCAGUAAGAAUGUUGUACAUUUAACAUGCAAUGCAUAAAUGACAGGAGAAGUCAGUCGCUUAGUAAUAUCUCUCUUGUUUGGCCAAAAUCCUCAAGUAAUCACAGGCUAGACUAACACAUCAAUGUUAAAGUAACAGAAUUCCAAUUCACAGCUGCAAAGUGAGACCUGUCGGCUCGAUUGCUGAUUAAUUGCAUGCGCCUAUACAAGUGUUUGACAAAUAAUAUUUAGUAAUUUUGAGCUUUCAGUGCAAUGCCAUCGUAGUAGUAGUAGUAGUAGUAGUAGUAGUAAUAAUAAUUAAUGGAAAUUCUAUACAACACGUAGGCAACCAUCAAUCAGAGAUACAAUGGUCUAAUUUCAAAGCUGGCUGGCAGAGACAGUUGCUAUAAUGUACAACCUCAACACAUACUUAGCACUGUGCAAUAGUGAGUGGAGCAAUAUAGAACACGAUAUUGAAAGAUUGUAUACAACCUCUUUAAAGGACCACUAUAGUGCCAGGAAAACAUACUCGUUUUCCUGGCACUAUAGUGCCCUGAGGGUGCCCCCACCCUCAGGGUCCCCCUCCCGCCAGGCUCUGGGGAGAGGAAGGGGUUAAACUCACCUCUUUCUCCAGUACCAGGCAGGGAGCUGCUUUCCUCCUCUCCGCCUCCUUUCCUCCUCUUUGGCUGAAUGCGCAUGUGCGGCAGGUGCCGCGCGUGCAUUCAGCCAGUCCAUAGGAAAGCAUUCACAAUGCUUUCCUAUGGACGCUGGCGUCUUCUCACUGUGACUUUCACAGUGAGAAACGCGGAAUCCCUCUAGCGACUGUCAAUGAGACAGCCACUAGAGGCUGGAUUAACCCUAACAUAAACAUAGCAGUUUCUCUGAAACUGCUAUGUUUAUAGAAAAAAAGGUUAACACUAGAUUGACCAGGCACCCAGACCACCACAAUAAGCAGAAGUGGUCUGGCUGCCUAUAGUGGUCCUUUAAGUUUUAGAUGAUUUCUUCCAAGAAAUAAAGGAAUAUGUAAGAGAAAAAUACGAUAGUGCAGAUUGUAUUACACUGACCCUAAUUAUCAUUAAUUAAUUAACAUUGCUAAAUCCCAUUUGUGCAUAGUCUUAUUUGUAAAGGGUUCCUUAAAUUGAACAAUUUAUUGUCUGCUACAUGCAGAGUUAAAACCAAAACAUUAAACAGAAAUAUAAUAUAAAAUAGACACCAGAGGUUCGCUAGCCUCUUACUGAAUGAGGUGGUGAGUUAGACCGGCUUCUGCCAUUACUCACUAAAACAGCUUGUGAUAAAUCAAUGGGUGGGCUGCUGUCUCCUUCUCCGGUUCGGCUGGGCUGUAGUUCAACUGCUGCAGUCAGUAGAGAAAUAUACAUAGACCCAAGUUCGAAAUUAGCCGUCUCGAGUUCCGACCAGCAUAAGCUCCUCCCCCGUAAAUGACAUCGACGCGUUUCACAGUAUGACGGCUUCCUCAGGACGUGCUAUUGACUGCCAUGUCGGUUAUGGGCAUAUAAAGGUGUAAGUCAUAAUCUGAUUGGUUAGCUUGUUUUGCCUUAAUUUGCAUGCGGUCCUUUCGUCUUGCCGACUUAAAAUCUUAAAGGGACUCUCCAGCCAACCCGUUUUACUCACCUGGUUCCAGCGCCGGGAGCCUCGUGAAGCCGCGCCCCCUAUUUUUUCAAAAUGACGAAAUAGGCGGACGCGAGCAAGGAGCAAUCAGACGCUUCCAUUUGGAAGCAUCAUUGCUCCCUUGUGCGCAUGCACGGCUUUGCCGCACAUGCGCACAUCAAAGGGCGGCAUUCAUGCCGCCCUCUGAAGUCCUGAGCGCACUACCGCACAUGUGCGUGGUGUGUGCGGCCGCAAGCUAAGCUGACUGACCGCUCAGCUCGCGGUCUUUGCCCGCCCCCUCUCCUCGGCUGACAGGCAGGAGAGAGAAGGCACGCACACAGUGACUUCUCUCUCCUACACACGUCAGACUAUUUUAAUACGUCUGACAUGUACAAGGCCUUUUUUAGGGCCCUACAUGAUAGGAAGUCUCUCUGGUGGCCGUCUGAGUGACGGCCACUGGAGGUAUUCCUAUCAAUCAAUGUAAACACUGUAUUUUCUCUAAAAAUACAGUGUUUACAUUAGAUUGUCUGCAGGGAGCUAUAGAUCUCACCUGAACAACUACAUUAAGCUGUAGUUGUUCAGGUGACUAUAGUGUCCCUUUAACCAUAGUGCUGUGCUUUCAGUUUAUAUACAAUUACAAAUUUAUACAGUUACAGGUAUAUAUUUCAAAUAAGCUUUCAAUUAAAAAUAAUUUAACAUGAUAAACAGUGGUUAGAGGGAAUCUUAAAUGGAGACUAGUAGUUAAAGGAACAGUAAUAAUUUUGCAUUACUCCAUAGUAAUUGUUGUAAGCAUGAAUAUGAUCUUACAAUUCUCAAUUUCUAAACCUAAAAAUAAUAAAAAUCAAUAAAUCAUAUGUAUAAUAUCUUAAUGGAAUAUUUAAAAAAAUUCCCAAAGCCUGCUCAGGAAAUAAAAUAAAAGAGGAGAAUAAACAUAUGAAAUAAAUACACAUCAAUUGACUCUUACAAAUAAAUAUAAAUAAAAAUAAAUUCUAUACAAAAAUGGAUUACAUUAAAGAGAAAUAAAACGGAAGGGAAAAAAAAAGGGGUAAAGUGCAUAAAGUAUAAUAAAUUGUGAUAAAUUUGGAUCUCAUGGAGAAGAAAAGUGGAGUUAAAAAACGCAUGGAUAUCCGACUAAAAAACUAUCAAUUAAAAAACCUCUAAAAAAUUCCAAAAUUGGAUAAUAUAUAAAAAUGUAGGCUGUCAAAAAUAUAUAAAAUAAAUAAAAAUAAUAAUAAAAUCAGAUCUUUAUCUUAAAAAAUGACAAAUCUCUACAUCGUUACUAAGGACAUGAGGGAUCGUAGUAUUUAAAUCAAAGAUCCAUUUCAUUUUGGCCCGUCCUAUCUUUAUAUUAAAAUCUCCACCUCUCCAUUCCUUAUGGACCUGUUGGAUCCCUAUAAAAUUUAGUUUUGUGGGGUCUGCUCCAUGAUGAUGUUUAAAAUGUAGAGAAACCUGAUGCAGUGCGUAUUCCCUCUUAAUAUUAUAUAUAUGCUCACCUAUACGUAAAGGUCUGGUGGUACGUCCUAUGUAGUGUAAUCCACACGUACGGGUGAGCAUAUAUAUUACAUUCUUAGAACUACACGUUAUUCCUUUUAUCCUGUAUGUGAUAUUGUUGACUGUGAAUUAUUUUGUAUGCUGUUUUUAAUUUCCUGUUUUUACCACACGCACUGCAGUGACCACAUCUACAAAAGUCUUCCUGUUGAUUUAAAAAGUAAUUACCACUAGGUUUAGUUCGUCCAGAACAUUAUUCACUCAAAUUAGAGACUUCUUUAUGUAUUAUCCUGGGUCUAUCAGUCUGUAAUAACUGGCUGUGUUUUUCUUUAGUUGAAUAAGUCUUUUUUAUGUGUAUAUAUACAUAGAUAUGUCUUCUUUUGGGUCAGGCUCGCCACAAUAAUAUAUGUCUAUAUUAUUGAAAAGUACUAAUACGCAAUCUGACGUUCUUUAUAAAAAAAAAAAAAAUAUUUAUUCUACAUUCAACCAUAAUAUACUUAACAGAUGGUAUUUCUUAACGACGUUACAGAGAGUCGUCUUUGUAUCAGCAACUCAGGACAUCAGAGAGGAGAGCAAAAUGGAUCGUAGCAGGAAGAAUGUGUAAUCCUUUGUCCUUGGCUCUAUAUAGCCCAAAUUACGUCAUAACGUUUAGUUUAGACUCUGCCAUAUAAGGAAGUUCUCUAUAUAAAGACCACCUCAAAUCUCUUAUACAGCAAAUUCCAGAGACCUCAUGGUACAGAAUAGCAAACACCAUCUGUUCUGUUUAACCCAUUAGACAGCCACACCUUAAUAUGUAUUUGAAUAGGAACAUACAGAAUAUGCAAUAUUCUACACAGUCAAAAUGUGAUUGCGGGUAGGGUACGCUAUAAGUAUUGGCCAGUAUUUAUUUACAAUAUUGCGUACUUUCUGAUUAUGUCCCCCUGAGUAUUGACACAUGAAUGGAACACUAGCUGUAGUGUGCAUAGUCUUGUUCUCUUGGUAUUUUAAAAUCUCUGUUCUGUCUAAUUUCUCUACCCUCUCCUUAGCUUCUUUUAAACUCACCUCAUCGUAGCCCCUUUCCCUAAAAUCAUCAAUAACUUUUUGGCUUUGUUCUUCAAAUAUGCUGCCAUCAGUGCAGUUCCUCUUCAUCCUAAUAUACUGGCUUCUGGGUACAUUGUUCAACCAGGGACUGAAAUUACAGCUUUUGUUCUGGAUAUAACUGUUCACGUCCACUGGUUUGAAGUAUGUUUUUAUUUCUUCAUUUUCUAUAUAGAUGGUGAGGUCUAAAAAAAUGUAUCUUUUUAUUGCUAUACUCAGAAGUUAGACGUAUUCCCCACUCAAUGGAAUUAAGUGUAUGUAUGAAAUUAUGCAAAGAUUCAGCUCCACCUUUCCAAAUCCUAAUAAGGUCAUCUAUAUACCUUUUUAUAUAGCACCAAGUUCGACCCAGCUGCCACCCUCCUGAACAUGGACAUAUUCCCAGUGGGCCAUGAAGAGGUUGGCAUAGCUGGGGGCGAACUUGGUGCCCAUAGUUGUGCCACAUUGUUGGAGAUAAAAAUCACCCUGAAACCAGAAGUAAUUAUUCUCUAAAAUAAGCGUAAUUGACUCUGUUCUGGUGAGUAUAAAGAGAGAGAUUCUUAAAAAUGUUUAACUGCUUGUACACCCAGAUCAUGUUUGAUACUGGUGUAUAAGGAGGUGACAUCUGCUGUCACUAUUAAAUAAUCAUCAUGUCAAGGUGUCUCCUUCAAUAUUUGGAGGAUAUUCGUUGUGUCCUUAAGAUAUGAGGGGUUCCUUCUUACUAAAGGUUGGAGCAUCCGGUCAACAUGAAACAGAAUUAAUCCCCGAGACUAUUGGGCGUCCUGGUGGUCUUUCUAGAUUUUUGUGGACCUUGGGUAGGAAAUAAAAAAACUGAAUUUUUUUCAAAACUAAUGUUGAUAUAAUCUCUCUCUGAUUUACUCAGAAUACCAUUGUCAAAUCCCUGAGUUAAUAAGGUGUGUAAACUUUUCUUUAGUUUAGUAGAAUCGUCCGAUAAUUUUAAAUAGGUAUCCGUAUCCCCUAGUAGUCGUCUGUAAAACUCAGCAAGAUAAUAUUCCCUAUCCAUAAUCACUAGACCUCCCCCCUUGUCUGCCGGUCUCAUGAUUUUUUUUUUAUUUAUUUUUUUUUCUCAAUUCCUUCAGGGAUUUAUAUUUUUGAGGGGAGAGAUUUAAUUGAUGUCUAUUUAGUGGUUUUAAUUUCUGAACCUACUUAUUAACCAUUUUUUUUUUUUUUUAACAUGUAACCAUUUCUUCCGACAUGUGCCAUUUUGGGUAAAAUAAGGAUCUUUCUUUAAGAACCAUAUGAGUUACUCCUUUUGAUGUGUUUUGGGUUGUUGUACAUAUUUUGUUAACAAGUCCACCUCCUCUUCCUUUAAAAUUUUCUUUGAUUGAAAAUUCCUCUUGGUGUCUUUCUCGCCUUAUCUUGUAAGAAAUUACUGCUAUCACUCUUAAUUUUCCUCUAUUUAUCCUCUUUCCUCCUCUCCUUCUGUUCCUUUUCUCCUGAAUCUUUUGUUGAGAGGUGGAGGGGAUAAUGCAUCCCUUUUCCUUAAUUUCUUCUCUAAAAAAGGAAAGGGUGACAGCAGCCCACCCACUGAUUUAUCACAAGCUGUUUUAGUGAGUAACGGCAGAAGCCGGUCUAACUCACCACCUCAUUCAGUAAGAGGCUAGCAAUCCUCUGUUGUCUAUUUUAUAUUAUAUUUCUGUUUAAUGUUUUGGUUUUAACUCUGCAUGUAGCAGACAAUAAAUUGUUCAACUUAAGUAACCCUUUACAAUUGAUGCUAUAUUAUAUCAUUAUCUGCGAAUAAGAUUACGUGCAAAUAAGACAAUACACAAAUGGGAUUAUUUAGCAAUGUUAAUUGAUAAUUAGUGUCAGUGUAAUACAAUCUGCACUAUCAUUGUAUUUGUUUUGCAUUUUUCUCAUACAUAUUCCUUUAUUUCGUGGAAGAAAUCAUCUAAAACUUAGAGGUUGUAUACAAUCUUUCAAUAUCGUGUUCUAUAUUGCUCCACUCAUUAUUGCACAUUACACUCUAUUGGUGAAUUUGGGGACUACACCUGAGUGUGAAGCAUAUUUGUACCCACUGUUCCAAUAAGCACUAUUUGGCACCCAGAUCCUUUCUUCUAUUUACAUACUUGGCACUACCAAAGUCAACGUGUUCAUUCUAAGUUUUACAAGCCUGGAACUAUUUCUGGGCUCCAUGUGUAUCCACAGCCAGUAUCUAUUGGUAUAAUAUUAAUUCCUUAAGUACACCGCUUCACAAGUAAAAGGGGUUAAGAAAUAAUAAUAAACCAGUAAGGAGCAUAUAUCUAGAAAAUUGAUUCACGGGAAUAGGGAAAAUAAUCAGUGUCAUGUCUCACCUACUGCUGUAUAUCUGGCUACAUUUACAUUCCAAGUGUUUAACCCAAACAUUAUGUUGCCAAAUGUGAAACAUGGUGGGGCAUCUGCAUUGUUAUGAGCAUCUAUCUAUCUCAUCGAUCAUAGUGAAGUCAUUAGAUCUGAUGAUUCAUCUUCAUGGUCGUAUAUUGGAAUAUGAACUCCGUUUAAAGGAAAGGUAGCACGUAGAGUUGAGCGGACACCUGGAUGUUCGGGUCCGGCAAACUUGACCCCGAACCCCAUUGAAGUCAAUGGGUACCCGAACUUUUGGGCACAAAAAUGCCUCUAAAAAAAGUCAUGGAAAGGGCUGGAGGGCUGCAAAAGGAAGUAAAAUGGGGGUAAGAGUAGGACAAGUGCCCUGCAAACAAAUGUGGAUAGGGAAAACACUUAAAAUAACAUAGUUACAUAGCUGAAAAGAGACUUUCGUCCAUCAAGUUCAGCCUUCCUCAGAUUUGUUUUUUUGCUUUUUGCAGAAGGCAAAAAACCCAGUUUGAAGCACAAUUUUGCAACAAGCUAGGAAAAAAAUUAUACUUGACCCCAGAAUGGCGGUCAGAUUUAUCCUUGGAUCAAGCAGUUAUUACCCUACAUUGAAAGAUUAUAUCCUUGAAUAUUCUGUUCUUGCAAGUAUGCAUCUAGUAGCUGUUUGAACAUCUGUAUGGACUCUGAUAAAACCACUUCUUCAAGCAGAGAAUUCCACAUCCUGAUUGUUCUUACAGUAAAAAAACCUUUCCUUUGCCUUAGACUUAAAAUACAGCCGAGCCAUAAAAUAGCACUAGAUGGAAUCUUUGAUUUUAGCUUUGGAAGAACAUAAAUCAAAAUCUAAAGCAUGGCUGUCAGGAGGAUCACCAGAAUUAUCCAUUUGAGAGGGCUGGAGUGCAGGGUAUUCUUUCAUUGUUCAAACUGAGCUCAACUCCUGAUGCAUGGAGAAAAGGCCUUCACAAGCCUCUGCUAUUGUGUACAUAGUUUAUACUAAGUGACCCAUAGGUUGAGGAGGCGGUGACCAUGGCGGUGUAGGUGGAAGCAGCGGUGGAGGUGUGUGUGUGUGUGUGUGUGUGUGUGUAUAUAUAUGUAUAUGUGUAUAUGUGUGUGUGUGUGUGUGUGUAUGUGUAUAUGUAUAUGUAUAUGUAUAUAUAUAUAUAUAUAUAUAUAUAUAUAUACAUACACACACUUUAAAAAAAAUUUAUAUAUAUAUUUUUUUUUUUUAUUGGGGUAGCCCCCAAAAUAUUGGGACAUAUAAAAACAUUUGCAGCCUGUGGUGCAUUUCUUGCAGUCCAAUAACGCCAUCAGGUUUUUAAAACUGUCCGUCUCCACCAGACGGAAUAACAGCAUUUCAAAGCCACGAAUUUUGAAAUGCUUGCAUUCAGGGCCAGGGAUCGCGGGUGGCUAGGGGGAUACUUCCUCUUUCUCUCCAGUGUUUGGUAGAUGGACAGCUGAAUGCUUCCAUGGAACAGUGUGGAGAUGCUGGACAAUUGUGUACCUGGCCUAUGCUGGUGCAGGAACCCACCCUCCGAGCCACUUGUGAAUGACUGACCUAAUAACCAUGGAAAUUACCCUCUUCCUCCUCCUCUUCCUCCUGUGCACAUCCUCUUCCAUCACCGCCCGAAGCGUUUUUUCAAGGAGACAUAGAAGCGGGACAGUAAGGCUGAGAACGGCGUCAUCAGCACUGGCCAUGUUGGCGGAGUACUCGAAACAGCGUAACAUGGCACACAGGUCUCGCAUGGAGGCCCACUCAUUGGUGGUGAAGUGGUGCUGUUCCGCAGAGCGACUGACCUGUGCGUGCUGCAGCUGAAACUCCACUAUCGCCUUUUGCGGCUCGCACACUCUCUCCAGCAUGUGCAAGGUGGAGAUCCACCUUGUGGGCACGUCGCAUAUUUGGCGGUGAGCAGGAAGGCCAAAGUUACGCUGCAGCGCAGACAGGCGAGCAGCAGCAGGGUGAGAACUCUGAAAGCGCACCCAGCCUCUACAGUGUUCCAAGUUGCGGAUCAGUCUGGUGAUGGCUUCUGGUAUCCAGUACUCUUUUUACUGAAGCUGCAUCAGGAUCCUGGUAUGUGGCCGCACAAACGCUGGUGCUCAACACCAGGGGGCAUGCGGUUACCCUGCACCAGACCCUGCUAAUCCAUUCCACACUGUGACUCCUAACUUCAACAUCAGGCAUACUGGGUCUUGGUCGUCCGACCGCCGCCCAGACAGUGUCUGGGUCCUGGUCACCGGACUGCGAAAAUGCGAAUGGCUUGUUAAAUCUGUUAUGGUUCCUUUUAUCACUCCAUCUGUUACUUGCAUAACUGCUUUUGCACCCUGCUCCCUCUUGCUGGUGCCUCUGUGUGACCAGCGCCUCUUCCUCCAAACUGCACACGUCACUCGCAUGACCUUGAUUCCAUGUGGGGUCUAGGACCUCAUCAUGCUCCACAUCAUCUUCCACCCACUCCUCAACCCUGCCCUCCUUGCUGGUCUACACACUGCAGAAAGCCACAGCAGUUGUUUUUCCAGCAUGUAAACUCUGCAAAGGACAUAUGGAAAUUGUUUUAGAAUUGUAUCCAGGCAACAGUUUUCCCUAUAAACUGACCUCUCAGUUUGACUUGUGAGGGUAUUGCCCCCAAAUUACAAUAUUGUUAUAUUGGUAUUUAACGCUUCGAUUUGACUCUCAGAUAUGAAGUGCAGGCCACAAAUGUACUAUUUAACACCCAAAAAAAUGUGAAUUGGUCAAACGGCGCUGUAACCACAGUAUUUGACGGUUCUAUUUGACUGUUAGAAAUGAAGUGCACACCCCAAACUUACUUUUUAUCACCCAAAACAAUUAGAAUUUUUCAAAGUGCGCUGUAAGCACAGUGUUAGGUGGUUCUAAUUGACUCUCAGAGAUGAAGUGCACCGCAGGCCGCAAAUGUAUUAUUUAGCAGCCAAAAGAUUUGAAUGUUUAAAAAUGCUACGUCGCAGCACUAUUUGACGGUUCUAUUUGACUCUCAGAUAUGAAGUGCAGGCACCAAAUUGACUUUUUAGAACCUAAAGAAUUAGAAUUUUUUACAACUGCAAUGUAAGCACAAUAUUUGACGGUUCUAUUUGACUCUCAGAAAUUAAGUGCAUGGCCCAAAUUUACUAUUUAGCAGAUUAGCACCCAGAAAAUAAGAAUGUUUACAAUUGCGCUGUAACCGCAGUAUUUGACGCUUCUAUUUGACUCUCAGAUAUGAAGUGCAACCCACUAAUGUACUUUAUAGCACCCAAAAAAAUUUACUUUUUAAAACUCCGAUGUAACCACAGUAUUUGAAGUUUCUGUGUGACUCUCAGAUAUGAAGUGCACCCCUCUAAUGUACUAGUUUGCAGAAUUCUUUAUUAUUAUUAUUAUUAUUAUUUAUAUAGUGCCAAUAAAUUCCGUAGCGCUGUACAAUGGGUGGACUAACAGACAUAUAAUUGAGAUCAGACCACUGGACGAACAGGAACAGAGGGGGUUGAGGACCCUGCUCGAUAAGCUUACAUGCUAGAGGGAGUGGGGUAUAGUGACUCAAAGGGUUAAAGUAGGGGAAUUACAUAGUUUGUUAGGGAAGGGUUUGAGUGCUUGGUAGGUCAUUUUUGACAGUUGCAGGAAAGGAGUCAUAGGGUGGGAGAUGAGAACCCUGCUGACAGUUUAAUUGAUACGCUUUAAGUGGUGAGUUUUUUAAAGGUUUUUUGAAGGAGUGGAGGCUGGCUGAAAGUCUGAUUUGAGGAGGGAAGGGAGUUUCAUAGAAUAGGUGCAGCCCUGGAGAAGUCUUGAAGGCAAGCAUCAGAGGAUAGGCGUAGGUCUUGGGCUGAGCACAGGGGUCUCGACGGGACAUAUUUGUGUAUGAGGGAGGAUAGGUAUGUUGGAACAGCAUUAUGUAGGGAAUUUGUAAGCAAGCGCCAGAAUUUUAUAACAUGACAGGAGGCUUCGUAUUUGCUUUAGUCUCUCUUUACUAGAACUCCACAGCAGCACAGAAAAACAACCAAUCAGAAAAAAGUUAGGUACUAUAAAACCCCCUUCCCAUUGCAUCAUUUCCUCUUUCUUUGCUGCUCCGCAGUCAGUACAGGUCAGAGUACCACUGCCUCCUGCUUAUAGUGGGUGGCUUUGGGAUUUAGUGUUAUUUAUUUAUGAUUGUUAUUAAUUAUGCUUGCUUGUGAGAUUUAUGUGCCUUUCUGGCUCUUUUCUUUACUUUGGGGAAUGUUUCCUUUACAUUACCGAUAGUUUUGCCAUGUGUUUAUUUAUACAGAUUACUGUUAGCUUUCCAUGUGUUUAUUUGUACAGAUUACUGAUAGUUUUACCAUGUGUUUACUUACACAGAUUACUGGUAGUUUUGCCAUGUGUUUAUUUCUACAGAUUACUGGUAGUUUUGCCAUGUGUUUAUUUAUACAGAUUACUGGUAGGCUUGCCAUGUGUUUAUACAGAUUACUGGUAGCUUGCCAUGUGUUUAUUUAUACAGAUUACUGAUAGUUUUACCAUGUGUUUACUUACACAGAUUACUGGUAGUUUUGCCAUGUGUUUAUUUAUACAGAUUACUGAUAGUUUUGCCAUGUGUUUAUUUAUACAGAUUACUGGUAGUUUUGCCAUGUGUUUAUUUAUACAGAUUACUGGUAGUUUUGCCAUGUGUUUAUUUAUACAGAUUACUGGUAGUGUUUAUUUAUACAGCCAUGUGUUUAUUUAUACAGAUUACUGGUAGUUUUGCCAUGUGUUUAUUUAUACAGAUUACUGGUAGGCUUGCCAUGUGUUUAUACAGAUUACUGGUAGCUUGCCAUGUGUUUAUUUAUACAGAUUACUGGUAGUUUUGCCAUGUGUUUAUUUAUACAGAUUACUGGUAGUUUUGCCAUGUGUUUAUUUAUACAGAUUACUGGUAGGCUUGCCAUGUGUUUAUACAGAUUACUGGUAGCUUGCCAUGUGUUUAUUUAUACAGAUUACUGGUAGUUUUGCCAUGUGUUUAUACAGAUGGUAGUUUUGCCAUGUGUUUAUUUACUUACAGAUUUAUUUACUGGUAGGCUUGCCAUGUGUUUAUUUACAGAUUAUUGGUAGUUUUGCCAUGUGUUUAUUUAUACAGAUUACUGGUAGUUUUGCCAUGUGUUUAUUUAUACAGAUUACUGGUAGUUUUGCCAUGUGUUUAUUUAUACAGAUUACUGAUAGUUUUGCCAUGUGUUUAUUUAUACAGAUGUGUUUAUACAGAUUACUGGUAGCUUGCCAUGUGUUUAUUUAUACAGAUUACUGGUAGUUUUGCCAUGUGUUUAUUUAUACAGAUUACUGGUAGUUUUGCCAUGUGUUUAUUUAUACAGAUUACUGGUAGUUUGCCAUGUGUUUAUUUAUACAGAUUACUGGUAGUUUUGCCAUGUGUUUAUUUACACAGAUUUCUGUGAGUUUCCAUAUGUGGCUAUAUCACAGAUUACUGUGAGUUUCCAUAUGUAGAUAGAUCACAGAUUGCUGUGAAUUUCCAGGUCUAAAUAUCACAGAUUUCUCGGAUUACUGUGAGUUUCCAUGUGUAUAUAUAUCGCGGAUUUCUGUGAGUCCUUGGGCAGUAUAUACUUAUAUCACGGAUUCUGUGAGUUAUAGGACAGUGUAUACAUAAAUCACAGAUUUCUGUGAGUUCUAUGUCAGUGUAUAUAGCACGGCUUGCUGUGAGUCUUAGUGCUAUAGAUAUCACGGAUUGCUGUGAGUUUCACUGACGGUAGAUGUCAGUCCUGUCUAUGCCGAUACUAUUCUAUCUUAUCAGGCUUCUUGGGAAGAUUCAUUGCUUUGGCAAUUGUUUUUGCCCUACUCCUGAAGAGACCAUGAGUACAAUACCCUUCAGGCGGUACGAUGAUGAUGAUGACCUACAAUAAAGAGAAGAUAUCUCAUACGGAUCUGUAUGUACAUGUGCAUUACAAUUUACACUUAAAAGAGGGUAUUGCUCAGCAGAGCUCGAUUUUAUGGACACUCACUGGAACAUGUCCAGCUCAAACCCAAUACAACUGGUUUUACCUCUAUGUUGCCUGCUGGGCACUUAGGGACCGCCGGGUACGGUUUAUUUACACAGUAGUACGCUGUCCAAGAUUAGUGUCUAAGGGUACUAGGUCACAGGAUGCCUGGAGGAUUUACAGAUAUUUAGGGGACUCUGCCAAUCUCAGAGGUCCCCAUUACUCAUUUAAUAUGAAACAUAAGAUUGGCCUGCUAUGUCUGUGCCCAUAAGAUUGGCCUGCUAUGUCUGUGCCCAUAAGAUUGGCCUGCUAUGUCUGUGCCCAUAAGAUUGGCCUGCUACGUCUGUGCCCAUAAGAUUGGCCUGCUACGUCUGUGCCCAUAAGAUUGGCCUGCUACGGCUGUGCCCAUAAGAUUGGCCUGCUACGGCUGUGCCCAUAAGAUUGGCCUGCUACGGCUGUGCCCAUAAGAUUGGCCUGCUACGGCUGUGCCCAUAAGAUUGGCCUGCUUCGGCUGUGCCCAUAAGAUUGGCCUGCUCUACCUGUACCCGAACCCCCCUUUGGACCACAAACCGGGGGGAAUAUCACUGAAGUAAGCUCAGUACCCUCUAGGUAGGUGUCCGGACAGGCACUGCUGCCAGAUUAUCCAAGAGGACACCAGGAUAUGGACAUCUAACUGUGAUUGGAAGGGUGAAGGCCCUACACCUCAUGCCCUGAAGGGCAAAGUUUUUAUGAGAAUUCACGGGCACGCAAUUACGGGUUAUACCCAACGACGACACAUCUCCAAGGGGAAUUUCGCGCAAGCAGGGAACAGUGCUCAGACGCCAUAUUAGGUAUUGGUAGUGUUUUUCUAUGUCAUGUUUAGCUCUUGACCUUUUCAACUGGAUUCGCUUGAUUCAAUUUUUUUCCAGUCUGCUAUCCGACCGGCUUUCUGAGGUACGUAUUUUCCAUUUUCUACUUCAUUGGUCGUUUCUUUGUUUUUCGUGCCUUCUAUUGUCCUAUCGCUCGGGUCGUCGGGAGGCCUGAUAUGACCUCCUCCGACCUCCCGGGCACUUGUGGAUUGCGGAGAACGUCUCCAGCUUUCCUCAGACUACCGACGGUCAUCCUGGAGCCCGCGCGCACGCACGGGAUCCGGGCGGUCCGUUGAUAGUUACCAUCUUCAGCUCCGAAACGUAUUUUUCUCAUCAUCCCUUUCUCUUAAGGUCGGACACGGCCCGAGGUUGUAUACUUUGCUUAUAUUAAAUAAGGGUGUAACCCCACGUUUGGUCACCCUGAGUCUCUACUGGACUCUGGUUUGGAUUACAGAGGGUGCGGCCCUCCUUCACCUCGGCCCGAGAUUGAUAUUUUUAUUUUAAAGAGUAGAGGGCGAACCCCUCUCAUUUACCAAAUCGGACACUGAUUCAUUAGAGGGCGCGGCCCUCCCUCAACCUCGGCCCGAUACUGAGCUGGAUAUAGAGGACAUGCUCAGAGUGACUCAUUCUCAUAGAUGGAACCGGACACAGAGGUAGACUCUAAGUUUGACUUCUAACGGGUGCGGUCCGCUCAUACCACCAACCGUGCGCGGACUCAGAGUGCGAUAACAUUUUACAGAGUGCGACUCUCUCAUACACUCAACGCACUAUGGUGCCGUCCAUUUGUUCCUCACACAGACGUGUACCUGUACAGGUCAACUAUGACCGCAUAGAGGGGCGUCCCUCCUACACCCAAUUUAAAUAUGAUGACCACGCUACUGAUUUCGUUCUAGAGGGCUACCUCAUCGGGCAAGGUAUACAUAGUUUGACUGGAUCCAUCUUGUAUCCACAUGAGAAAUGCCCUCAGAGGUAUUAGUGGGGGAGGUUUCCCACUUAUGUACACACAUUCCAGGAGACCGUACGACUAAGGAGGAGCCUCAGUUCUUACAAGAGUACAGGUUUUGGUAUAACCUGUGCUAUAUCAAACAGACAUUGCACUCUGUUUCAGAUAUUUAUUGUGUACAAACUGUGCAGUCUAUUCUCCCGUGUCAGGGUGACAUGAGACCCUGAGACCUGCAUAGGGCAAACUGGCACUGCCUUGCUCGAGUAACAAGACUGGAAAAUUCACAUAAACUGUCUUCAGGGGCACCGUAUGCAUGGAUCGCAUGGAGAAACCGAAAUUCUCAGGACUUGGCUCCCUGGUCCUUACAAUCUUGAGAUAAAGUUGUCAGGACUGCUCCUACAACUCUGAACACACCUUGAGAACAGUGUUCGGAUUCUAUAUCCAUCACGGGAACCAUCUUGGUUUGGGUUCUCACUAGCCUUCCGAUUCAACUACCAUCAAGGAAACAUACACUGGGAGUUACAUGCUUGAACAGUCUAUGAGACAGGAACCUAGGGGUCUCACUAGAUUAUUCCCUAUCUUGUAGGAACCCCUACACGAAUAUUGACAGGUCGGGCAUGGAACAGGAUUGUACAAAUGGUAAUCAGAGUAUCUCACACUCUCACUGCAACACGCAAGGGCUCUUCUGUGUUAUACGGGUCCUAAACUCUAUUGGAUCCAGCCAUCUUAGCACUCUUAGAGGAUGAUGUAUUUGGAUAGAAAUCUCAACUCCAGUUUCCAGUCCCAUCCCUUUGAGCUUUCCAGGAUCCACAAUUCUCAGAAUAGUUGACCACCGUUUACCACACGAGUUCAGUUUGAGACCUUGAUUGGACACCCUUUGGAUGUCUUUUCUAGACCGCAGCCGUGGAUUACGCAGUCCAGUUGGUAGACUGGAGUCUCUUAGGAUACGGCUAGAAUGGUCCACACUAUUAUCUGUAUAUAACUUGAUUUCAGAGGAGACCAUUCACCAGGUAGGUCAUAAAGGAACGAAUAGACACUAUUCGGCUCUAUUCGAGUAUUGACGGUGGACUUAGGAGCAGGCCUGAGGUUGGAGUUUGUCUGCAAGGCCACAUCGCCUGGUGGACCUGACACGAUCGGAGGAAUCACCUCCCACAUCAAGAGUCGAGACACGGUGGAAGUCUCUUCUCGCGACCCCUCGGCACUUUACACCUACAUGACUAUGGCUAAUAGGUCAACUUGACAGCCCAUGGACCGACUGCUAGGGAACAGGUUGUAACCCCACGUACAAUGGAUCUAUCAAUGGACGUCACUUCUCGCAGUUGGAAGGUCCAUUUAGGAUUGCUCUAAUAUUCUCGGAAUGGGUACCAGCGAAACAAGCAGCGUUGGAUUUGUUGGCUGAGCGUUAAAACAGCAAAUACGAAGCCUCCUGUCAUGUUAUAAAAUUGUAGAUUAUGCUAGCUUUAGUGUACCUAUAAUCUUAGUUUUAUUAAUGACAGGAGGCGAGUAUUUCCCACCCAUUCUUAUCCCUCCCUUGUUUAAUUUUAUAGUUUGGAUUUAUCAGGUACGUAUACAACUCUGCUUGUUGUUGUUUCUGCUACCUGUCACCUGUCCUUAUGUCUGUUUUUCAUAAGCAAGGUUGGGAUAUCUACAUAUUUUGUUUGCUACAUUGGUUAUCUACAAGUUUAUUCAAAAUACAUUUAAUUGGAUAAUCAACCUGUUCGAUUCUGUUUUUUCUCUCGUUUCAGUUUCCAGUCCUUCACCACUAUCUGGCGUGGCACUUCUUCGUGGAUGGUGGGCAUUGACUUAUUUUCAGUCCUUCAACGCUAUCCGGUUGACAGUUCUUCUCAGACGUUGGACAUUGCUGUAUUCAUCGUAUCUGGACUUCGUUGCUUCCCAUUAUUUUUCUGCCUUUGUUCUGUUUUGUCGCAGCUUGAAAGAGGAAAUGAUGCAAUGGGAAGGGGGUUUUAUAGUACCUAACUUUUUUCUGAUUGGUUGUUUUUCUGUGCUGCUGUGGAGUUCUAGUAAAGAGAGACUAAAUCAAAUACUCGCCUCCUGUCAUUAAUAAAAUUAAGAUUAUAGGUACACUAAAGCUAGCAUAAUCUACAAUUUUGAAUUGGGCCUAUAUAUCUAACUGGAAGCCAAUGCAGGGACUGACAGAGCGUGGAGGCGUGGGAGGUGCGACCGGACAAGAAAAUAAGCCUCGCAGCCGCAUUCAUUAUAGAUUGCAGCGGUGCAAGCUGGGAACAUGUAAGACCGGUGAGAAAGGGAUUGCAGUAGUCAAGGCGAGAGAGAACAGCAUGAACCAGUACCUUAACCGCGUCCGGCGUUAGCGCGCAUCUGCCCAUAUCUAUGUUCUUGAGUUGGAAGCGACAGGAUUUGUCAAUCGAUUGGACAUGGGGAGUAAAAGAUCAGAAUCAAAAAGAACCCUGAGGCAGCGAGCCUGCUAAUCUGUCCCUGAAAGCGGCAGCAUCCUCUCCCUACACUAAUAAGAGCUCAUGUGAUGUGCUGCGCUACGUGACUCCAGCUUAUAUAUAGAGGCUGGGUCACAUGCUGCACUGGCCAAUCACAGCCAUGCCAUUAGUAGGCAUGGCUGUGAUGGCUUCUACGGGCACACGAGUCAAACGCUUGUUGAUUGGUUGCCCUGCAGCUUUUCAAAACGCGCCAUUAAAUCGCUGAACACCGAACUCCAAUCCGAACAUACAGUGAUAUGUCUGUGUUUGGGUCCGGGGUCCAAAAAACGUAAUGUUCGGUAAGAACCUGAACUUUACAGUCCGGGUUCGCUCAACUCUAGUAGCACAAAAUUGUGUAAUCACAAUAAUGUCCAUAUGCACACUGCUAAACAAAAAAGUGUCUUCCAGAACAAUAGUAUGAAAUAAAAAGCCUUCUAUUGUCUCCUGAUCACCAGAUCUGAACAUUAUCGUAUCAUCAGAGUAAGUUCAGGAACACUUUUUUUUAAUCCCACCUUAUCCCUCAAAGGCUCUUCUUACAUGAAUGGUGCAAAUUUCUCUUUGUAGACCUUUUAGGACUUGUAUAUGAACAACUGAAGCUCCUAUUUAGAACUCCACCAUGUCUUGCUAGGUCCUUGAUAUUUAAGUGUUUCCAUUAUUUUUCUGUCCAGUGUAACUUUUUACAUGAAAAGCUGUUCUAUGUUGCAAAAUGUUUCCAUUGUAUUGCAUUGACUGUUAUUACGUUACAAUGUAGAGGAAUUGCUACGGGGAUCUAUGCUACCAAUUCUCCCGAAGCCUGUCACUACAUUGCUAGUGACUGCAAAGCCAACAUUAUCGUAGUCGAAAACCAGAAACAACUGGAAAAGAUCCUACAGGUAUGCCCUAGGGUUAUUUUGUUUGUUACAAGUAGACAGCCACUAACAGAGGACAUUUUUCUUGGGUGUCUUUGAGUACAUGUAUAUUUUCCAGUAGCGCAAAUGGACUUGCUAUUAGCACAGUAACACUCUUUAAAGGAACACUCCAACCACCAUAACCACUACAUAGCACUGCAAAGUGUGUCCUGGUUUUCUCCCAAUAUAAGCAGUCAAACUAUUUUAGAAUGGUUGUCUUCUUGUCUGUAGUUUGCCAGGCACCGCUCCCCAUCUCCGUAAGGGCCAGAAGUGCUCUGCCUAAAUACAAAGGUACAUAACAUAUUAUUGGUUGAAAGUGGUCAGUAGGAGCUUCUGGUUCUCAGAAAAGGAGAGGUUAUGGUGCCUGGCAUGUCCCUUUAAUGACAUUCAGACGAUAACAGGUGUUGGGUAGUCACUGACAAAAUUAGAUCUUGCUGCAGUAAAUGCAACAUGAGGAUGUUCAGUUGGUUGUAACAUGCUGGUAUAUCAUUAGUAUGUACAAUUAGGGCGGCCCGAUCCAGCAUGUUUUCCUGGCAUAUCACUCCUGCACACUGAUAGGCAGCAUUAAAAAUGUUUAUAUAGAAUUCAUAUGGUGGUGUAGGGAAUAAAAGGGACAAAUUAAGUCAAAUUAAAACAACUUUAGCUUAAUGAACACCUACUGCCCCCUUGUACCCUUCCCCAAAAAAAAUAAAGUAAAUUUUUUUAAAAAUUAAAAAAAGACACUAUAGGUAUUAAAACAACUUUAGCUUAGUGAAGUACAUACAAUAUGAGGUGGAGUAUCUUCUUGUUUAAAAUAAAUAUUAAAACAAAAAAAAAAACACAUAAUAGUGCAAUAUUGUCUAAAUCUCUUAUAAAUAACAGGGAAGUAUGUGGGAAUAAACUCACAAAACAGGAGCCUGUAAAGUAAGGCAAGAAUUCAGCCUGUAAAGUAAAGUAAGGCAAGAAUUCAGAUUUCGAGGUUUGCCACUUUUAAACAUUUAGUUACUUAACAAUAUGUUUUUUAACAAGAGUUUUUUUAUUUCAAGCUAAUUUAGGGGCUGUUUUAAUCCUAUUUUAUACUUGUUUUAUUAUUAGUAUUUAUAUCUUUAAAUUCCUAGUUCCCUUUUUAAGAGAACAAGAUUUAUAUAGACAUUUUAAAGUGCCUAUUUUACAUGUUCUGUUUAUAUAAGAACUACUUCUCUUCACUAUAUUUAUUUGUAUUGGUAAUAUGUAUCUAUUUUAUUUAUUUUUCUUUUAAAUCUUUGCCUUGUGAGAUUUUACUGCAUAUAAGAAGUAUUUUAAAUGUAUAAUGAACUGCUACCAAAGAAUUAAACAUAGUGGAACGCAGAGACACGUCCCUAUACAUGAAAACCGGAAUUGAAACACAUGCGUUCCACUGUUGAAACGCAAAUGCCGAAACCGGAAAUCACUGAACCAGUACGUUCCACUUAUGGAACGCGGAAGUGAAAAUACCGCGAUCGGACAAUCAAGUCAGAAAAAGGGCACGAAUUUUAACUACAAAUAAAGAACAUUUACAGCAACUGAGGAAGCCUCUAUAUGAGGCGAAAUGCAUUUUGCUACCAGAGACUAUCUCUACAGGAUUACCUUCAACUGUAAGGUUUUGCUUUUAUAACUUUUUUUAUAACUUUUUUUGUGCACUUUAUAAAUAAAGCACUUUUUCACCAUUUAUACUUACCUGUGAGAGGACAUCCCAUUAUUCAUCACCUCCUGGCAGUAUAAAGAAGGGAGUGGGAACCUAAAUCCCACAAUGCUGGAAGACUGAGCCUUACUUUACAGGCUCCUGUUUUGUGAGUUUAUUCCCACAUACUUCCCUGUUAUUUAUAAGAGAUUUAGACAAUAUUGCACUAUUAUGUGUUUUUUUUUGUUUUUGUUUUAUCUCUAGGUUAUUUUAAUAUUUAUUUUAAACAAGAAGAUACUCCACCUCAUAUUGUAUGUAUAUUCUGUUUGUUGUGAGGGCAAAGGGUACUCACUAAGGUGUAUGAGAAUCUCUUGGUUUAUUUUAGUACAUGUGUGUUCCACUGGCAAUACUGUAUUUCUUUGCAUUAGCUUAGUGAAGCCCUGCUCAAUUCUCUGUCAAUUAGGAGUUCAAAAACGUUUGUCUUUGUCCAUGCACACCUUCCACGCCUUCUGUAACUGACACCACCUAGAUCAUAAAAAUUGUGUAAUUUUUCAAUCAGAUGCUAACUUGAUGUAGAAUUUUUUUUUUUUUUUUUUUAUCUCCUGCUCUGUAAUUUGAACUUUAAUCAUGCACAGGAGACUCCUGCAGUGUCUAGACGGUUAUUAACUGAGCAGGCGAUAAGAAAUUCUAAACAGAAUUUGUAGUAAAGGAAGUUUGAACAUUCGAUCUCUUUGCAGGAAGUGUUUAGGAAGGCUGUGCAAGUCAUAUGCAAGGAGGUGUGACUAGGGCUGCAUAAACAGUGAUCUAACUAUAUGUAUAUUGGGACACAUGCAAAAUACAGACUCUUCUCUAGCCUAGGUGGCUCUGUAAAAAUAGUUAGAUAAGUAACUUACAGUAAUGUCACUCAAUGCAUAAUGAUUACAUUCUUUAUUGACAGAUAUGGGAGAAAUUACCUCACCUUAAAGCUGUUGUUCAGUAUAAAGGCAACUUACAGGAGAAAACCCCAAAUGUAUACACGGUAUGUAAUUAUAUUUCACUGAUCUAAUGGUGAAGGAGAGUCAUGCACCAACUGUAUCACUAUAGCAUCUACUAUCUACAGUGUGUUCAGACCCACUUCAUUUUUUAUUGUUGUGGCUUUAAGAUACAAUGGUUUAAAUUGACCAGAUUUUACACACCAUUCUACAUAUAUUAAACAGAAGAAAUUGAAAUAACACAUUGACCUAGGUAUUCAGAGUCUCUUGACUCAGUACUUCGUUGAAGCUCGUUUGGCGGCAAUUACAGCUUCAUGUCUUUUUUUUGUUAUAGAAACAUAGACACAUAGAAUGUGACCGCAGAUAAGAACCAUUUGGCCCAUCUAGUCUGCCCAAUAUUUCGAAAUACUCUUAAUUAGUCCCUGUCCUUAUGACUUGACAAACUUUGCACAUCUGGAUUUGGAGGACAGGCAUUUUUGGUCUCUCCAGAGAUGUUUGAUUGGGAUCAAGUGCGGGCUCUUGGUGGACCACACAAGGACAUUUACAGAGUUGGCACUAAGCCACUCUUCCAUUGUCUUAGCUGAUUGCUUAGGGCCACUGUGCUGUUUAGGCAAACCCUUCAACCAAGUCUGCGGUCCUGAGCCCUCUGGAUCAGGAUUUCAGUAAGGAUAUCUCUGUAUUUGAUAACCAAUAAGUUCAGUUUAAAGCCAAUAGCCUAAGCGUAAAAAUAAAAAGAACCAUAGGUCUUUCUACCAGAGUCCUGGCAGGUGGGUUCUCCACCCACAUGAAAAACAGUAGUGCUGUAGCAACAACUGGUUCUAAAUAUAACAAAUAUCCUGACUCACAGUGGAAAUAACCAAAAGUUAAUUUAUUUUAAACCCUUUUUAUAUAAAUUCUAGAAAGGUUAUUUGUUGGAAAAGUCAAGAAAUUACAUAUUUUCUAAAUAUAGAAAUAUGUGUUAGAAUUAUAAAUCACAUGGGAUUGUUUUUCUUGGAUAGAAUGAAAGCUAUGAAUUUAUUUUCUGGAUUUUAGUCCUUAGAUUUUGGAACCAUUUCUACAAUCGAUACUGUAUUUCUAUAUUUUGUUGCAUUUAGCUGUUCCUCAACCCUGACAAUCUCUUAAUUCCUGUCAAUGAAGAGCACCCCAAAGCAGGAUGCUACCACCACCAUACUUCACUGUUAGAUGGUAUUGUGACCAUCCAGUUCUUCAUCACUUCUAUUACCAAGGUCCUUCUCCUCCGACUGUUCACUUUGCUUGGAUGGCCAGCUCUAGGGAGAGUUCUGUUUUUUUCCAAAUGUAUUCCAUUAAGAAUUAUGGAGGCCAGUGUGCUCUUGGGAACCUGUAGUUAAAUUAUUUUUGCAGCACUCCCCAGUCUUCGCACAACUUUUAUCUCUGAGAUAUGCAUGAAGAUGCUUUGAUUUUGAAUUUACAGCCUUGAGACCAUGUAUAGAAAGGGCACACUCAUAUCUUUUAAUACGGUGUUUCUAACUUUUUACAGAGAAGUAACCCUGCAGGUCUAAAAAAAAAUUAAAUACAUUCUAAGUACCCCUGCCGCGAGAAAAUCAUUUCUAUUGAGGUAAAUUCCAAGUGAAACGCGUAGACACUGAUUUUUGAGUUAAUGCAGAACAGGCCUGGUUAAAGGUGGUAAAGAAUAUUUUUAAAAUAAAUGACAUAAUGUGAAUAUAAUGGAGUGUAUGAACAGUUAAUCUGAAGUAUAAAAGUCACAAAAUGAAAAUAUAAUACAGACUUACCACCAAAUCAUGUCUAGUCAUUUAAAUUUGCCAUAGGUGGACAUUAAUCAAAGUGUAGAAACAUCUCCCAGAUGAUCCAGAUAAAUUAGAUGCAACUGAGCUAAAUUUCAAGUAAUAGCAAAGGGUCUGAAUACUUAUAUAAAUGUGAUAUUUCAGGUUUUAUUUUUCUUUAAAAAAAACUUGGCAACGUUUUAAAAAAAUUCUGGAUUUGCUUUGUCAUUAUGGGAUAUUAAGUGUGAACUGUCAACAAUUUUAGCAUAGAGUCUGAACGCACUGUUGCAUUAUUUUAAAGGGUUACUCCAAUUACCAUGACCACGUCAAUGAUUUAAAGUGUUCAUGGUGGUAAGUCUGUAUUAUAUUUUCAUUUUGUGACUUUUAUACUUCAGAUUAACUGUUCAUACACUCCAUUAUAUUCACAUUAUGUCAUAUUUAUUUUAAAAAUAUUCUUUACCACCUUUAACCAGGCUUGUUCUGCAUUAACUCAAAAAUCAGUGUCUACGCGUUUCGCUUGGAAUUUACCUCAAUAGAAAUGAUUUUCUCGAGGCAGGGGUACUUAGAAUUUAUUUAAUUUUUUUUAGACCUGCAGGGUUACUUCUCUGUAAAAAGUUAGAAACACUGUAUUAAAAGAUAUGAGUGUGCCUUUCCAGAAAAUAUUACAUUAUAAUAGAAUGCAUUCUCCUAAUGAAAACAUGCUAAUAACAGUACACGGAAAGAAACCAUAAACAAAUAGAAGAAAUAAAAUAAAAAGAUUGUAUUAGAAAUGGUAGGGGCUCAUGUGCUUGAAAUUAAGAAAUAGAACAAUAAUGUAGUUAUAUUUCUGUUUUAUGAGCUAUCAUAGUUACUGUGGAACAGACAGAGAGAGGCUUCACAAUAACCCUGAAACCAGAAUAAAGUCAAUAUCAAUGGGUGGGAACUCCUACAUUAUCUAUAUGGGGUUGUCGAGCAACAUAUGUAUUGCAUAUCCUGUUCUUGGCAGCACUUUUCAUGUACCAGCAUGUAACUAAGCGAAGUGAGUUCUUGGUAUGGUGUGAAUUACCUGGAAUUUAAAGUGAAUUUCACAUUCACAGUUUUAUUGAGUAACCUGGGAGGUAAAUCUAGCAUCACUAAUUCGGAGAGUGUUUAACCAGGCAAGCUUAAUUCUCUUUAGUACUGAGAUUGCAAGUUAUACAAAGAUAGUAGGUAAGUUCUGUAGCAACAUUUAUAAGACAGUCACUGUUUUAAUGUUCUAUAAUUUCUUUUUCUUUUAAGUUAUUUUUCAAUUUUUUUAGGAUUUUCUUUAAAAAAAAAAAGAAGCUAUUUUGCAGGCUUUCAACAGGUCAAGACUAGAAACCCUUAUCUUGGUAUUAUAAUCUGUUCUUUGCUUCAUUUUCUAUGAAUAAAUUAAUAAAGUUAAACACCGGCUUAACAGGUUAACCAUUUAUUUUUUUUCCUGGUCUCCUAGUGGGAAGAGUUCGUAGAAUUGGGGAAAGAUAUUGCUGAAAGUCAGCUGGAUGACCUCAUAAGCUCCCAGAAACCCAAUCAAUGCUGUGUCCUUAUUUACACGUCUGGUACCACUGGAAACCCAAAGGGUGUAAUGCUGAGCCACGAUAAUGUAAGUUGCCCACGUGAGUUCAUCGAGAUUGAAUGUCAAACAUGAGCAUUUCACCCCCUCCAAUAACAAGCUGCUUAGUUUGUAAAUACUUUCAAUGCAAUACACUAUCAAGCUUGGUCUACAGAUGGGAAUCCUGGACCCUGAAGAUCAAAUUACAGAGUAUUGUUAACUAUUAAACUGGGUAACUGUAACCGUUAACACCGGGGUUUGAGCUCUGAUGAACUCAGCAAUUCUCAGCUCGGCCUAGUCUUAAGACAUUUCUAUUGAGCAGAGUAGUAAAACUCAAAAUGUAAAUCGAUAUUUGUCUGUACAAUUUCUCCUUUGACCAGCUCACGAGGGCUCAGAAGAUGAUUCAUGAGCAACUCAAAUUAUAAACCCAAUGUACCAACCAAGGUGGCAGCAAAGAAAAUAUUCAAACGGCUUGACCAAGCAAAUGGAGGAGUUAAUUAUAGCUAAAUUUCCAACAUUGCUUAGGCACCUCCUCAGUGAUAUUAACCAUUUUACCACAUGGGAGGUGUCAUAAAAGGGGAACACACAUUCUUAAUAAGGAUGGUGAGGUUCACACUACACAUUUUAUUUUUUUAUUUUUAAUGGAUUCCUAUCCUCUCAGUGACUGAGGUCUAUUACUGGUUACCUGGGAAUCAUGACUACAUCUGGCAGGGUGUAUAUUAUUACAAUAACUAGUCACCUUAAUUAGUUAUUAUUAAUCUAUAUGGCUAUUGGAAGCCACUGUGAUGAAAUUACAGGAUGUGUUCCUGAACAAGUUUGUUAUUGGACUCCGGAAUUAACUUGGGAACAAGUAGGAAGUUGGAAUGCAAAUUAAAUCACUUUUACUGCAACUUUUUCUAGCUUACCUAUCUGGGGUGAAAUGGCUAUUCACUGUAUCCUUUUUUGAAUUUAUUGAAUUGUAUCCUUUGCCUUAAUAUAGUAUGGCCUAAUGAUGCAUCUCUUCAACAGAUCACCUGGACAGCAGCCCAGGCCAGCCGUGCUGGGAACAUGAUUCCUGCCGAACUUCAACAGGAAGUAAUUGUUAGUUAUCUACCUCUCAGCCAUAUUGCUGCCCAAAUAUAUGAUUUGUGGACUGGUAUUAAAUGGGGCGAACACGUCUUCUUUGCACAGCCCGAUGCUUUAAAGGUCUGUAUAGCUGGUUUAAUAUAAAUUCAUUAAGUACAAGGUUAUAAUGUUAAAAUUAAAUUGUUACGUUAUUAUAGGUUAUAUUUGUGGUCAGGGACAAUAAGCAGAGUUAUAGUAGUGGUGGUGUGCCGAAACCGACGUUCGGGUAGGCCGGUUAACCCUUCCCACAACUUCAGGCUCCGCCUACAGGCUCAGCCUUCUCAUUUAUUUUAUCGCAACUUACGCCUGAUGUGGUAAAGGUUGGUAUUUAGAAGGCUGGUCAUAAGUCUGGCUAAUAUGAAAUUGUAUAUUAACCUUCCAAAUGUACUACUCCAUCCUUUGUCCUAUGUGCUACAUGUAAAAUAUGAAUUGGACAGGACUAUUCACUAGCAAGGCCUGUCUUGUUGUUUUGCAUGGAAUGUAACUAUUAUGCAGCUCCGUGUAGUAUUCCCUAUAUAUCAAUUCCUUUCAUGUGCAAUUGUAACGGAUCGCCUGGCACCCCGACUGGGUACCUCCGUUAAAGGAUGCUCCUAGCGCUUCCUGAGGACUCCAAGCACUGCAGCAGACACCACAACCACCGAACCGGAGAAGCAUAUGAAUCCUCUCAAGCAUAUGAAUGCUGUAGACAGUUGAAUAGGAACCAUACGAAUAGGUUUACUCUCCUAGCAGUCAAACUGGAACAGCAUACAAUAAAUCCUUCCCCAAUAAUGAGACGACACUUCACUUUGAGGGUUAAAACAGGAACUCCCUGUACUGUCACAUACAGUCUCUUUUAUUCCCAAUCCACAAACAUGGUACAGCCCACAGGGCGUUACAAAACAACCAAUCACAUCACAGUUACAUCCCACAUAUUCCCUCCCAUUAUCCUGAGAGGAAACUCAAUUAUACAUACAGUUAAAACAUACUUUCUACCCAACUUUCAUAACUCUAAAACCAUACAUCACAUUCACAUAAAAUUACAUAUGCACAAUCAAUCCAUUCAGGGGAACAACAUAUUCAAAAUGGCACAAAUCAGACAAGGGGUUCAAAAGUUAGUAAAAAGUCCUUUGUGACUAAAUGAAGCAUGGCUUUCUGGCCCAAACCAGUUUCAGAGUCUUCUAUCCUGGAGAUAAGUAAUUCAAUUAUCUCCCAGGACAGACACAAGACUCCAUUAAGCACAUAGUUGCAAAAAGACACAAAACACUUUAAAAUACAUAAAGUCACAUUUACACAUAACACACAGACAUUUCACAUAUCCCCAGAUAGCUGGGAUCUGAGUGCACAUUAUUAGAUGAAUGGCACUCAGAUCGCACAAAUAAGCCUUUCUGCAGGGGAAAUAAACGGUUUAACCUGCAGGGCCAUAGUCCAAAGGGAGCAGGCGAGCAACCAGGCUUCUCCAGUUCACAGUGGCGAGGUUGGUUUCGCCACAGCAAUGUUAUAGAAUAAGCUGUUAGCAGGAGAAAUCCUAGAUCAGGCAUAGGCAACCUUCGGCACUCCAGGUGUUGUGGACUACAUCCCCCAUAAUGCUCUUACACCCAUAAUGCUGGCAAAGCAUCAUGGUAGGUGUAGUCCAAAACAUCUGGAGUGCCAAAGGUUGCCUAUGCUUGUCCUAGAUCCUAAUUUCCCCUUUACUCUGCAAUCCUGUUUUUAAGUCCCUAGAAUUCAAUGUUUGACAGGCAAAUUAGGUGCCGCUGGUGACAUUUUAAGAUGAGUCACUAGUUUCAAUUUUUUAUAUAUAUAUAUAUAUAAAAUUUAUAAACGCAACACGAUCAUUUUUCAUGAGCUGAACUCAAAGAUCUAAGACUUUUUUCUAUAUACACAAAAGGCCUAUUUCUCUCAAAUAUUAUUCACAAAUCUGUCUAAAUCUGUGUUAGUGAGCACUUUUCCUUUGCUGAGAUAAUCCAUCCAUCUCACAGGUGUGGCAUAUCAACAGACAAAAAGAUAGAAAAAAUAUAACUAUCGCCAUUAACUGGAUAGUGUAUACAAAAUAAAAUGUGUAUUUAUCUUAAUAUUCAAAUGGAACAGCCUCCCAGGUCAUUACCCAGAAUAAAUGACCUUUACACAGCAAAAUAUAGGACAACUAGAAAUAUUCUAGGCUGGGAACUCUAAAAUUGAAAGAUAUACAUAGUGUAAAUCAAUUACAAAAAAUGAAGUAAUUAGACGAGAAAUAGCGCUCCAAGGUGCCUCACCUGUAGAUGGUGGGCAGGGCCGGACUGGCCCACCGGGAUACCGGGAAAUUUCCCGGUGGGCCGUCGGCACCCGGGGCCGGGCAGAUACCUGGGCCUGCUGGCGGCCGCUGGGGGAGCUGUGCUGGCUCUGCUCCCCAGCGCGCAGCUUAAUGAGACCGGUGCCGGAAUAUGACGUCAUAUUCCGGCCCCGGUCUCAUUCAGCAGCGCGCAAGGGCGGGAGAGCCGAGCCAGCGCAGCGGCCGCCAGAAGACCUCCCCCUGGCAGUUAUUAGUAAUGUGUGUCUGUGUGAGUUUGUCUGUUUGUUAUGGUGUCUGUCUGUUAUGGUGUCUGUCUCUGUCUGUCUGUUAUGGUGUCUGUCUGUCUGUUAUGGUGUCUAUCUCUGUCUGUCUAUCCGUCCGUCAUGGUGUGUGUGUGUUUCUGUCUGUCUGUCCGUCAUGGUGUGUGUGUGUGUCUGUCUGUCUUUCCGUCCGUCAUGGUGUGUGUGUGUGUUUCUGUCUGUCUGUGUCAUGGUGUGUUUCUGUAUCUGUCACCAUGUAUGUGUGUGUUUAAAAAUAGUGUUUUUGCUUACCUUUUUUUUUUUUUUUUUCCCCCACGCAGCGUGCUGGUCUCUCCUCGACUGGCCCUGCCUCUAUAGCUGAGAUCAUCAAGCUUGAUGAUCUCAGCCAAUCCAAUGCUUUGCCAUAGGAUUGGCUGCAAAACGCCACUCCAAUCAGCAUCUCCUCAUAGAGAUGCAUUGAAUCAAUGUAUCUCUAUGGGGAACGUUCAGCACCUACAGAGUGUGGAGACCCUGAAUGUAGGUGCACUGACACAGGAAGCGCCUCUAGUGACCGUCUGAGGGACUGUCACUAGCGGUGUCACUUUGAAGCAAUGUAAACACUGCCUUUUCUCUGAAAAGUCAGUGUUUACAUUGAAAAGCCUGUAGGGACAUGCUAUGGACACCAGUACCACUAUAUUAAGCUGUGUGUGUGCGUCUGCUAGUGAGUGAGCUUGUGUUUUUAUGCCAAUGAGCUGAUGUAUAUCAGUAAGAUUGUUUGUUUGUCUAUGAGGCUGUGUCUGCAUGUGAGUAUGCUUACUGUAUAAUUAAAUGUUUAACCCUGAACGGAUAUAUAUAUAUAUAUAUAUAUAUAUAUAUAUAUAUAUAUAUAUUUAUUUUUUACUCAAUCAUCUGUCCUGGCAAGACAUAGCCUUGCAUAUUACACGCGACAAUAAGUCAUAUUACAGUGACUUAUGGGGCUGGCACAAAUUUUUUUUCCAGGGCUGCUUUGUAUCCCCAGUCCGGCCCUGCUGAGAUUAAUCAGACAUUUGUAAAAUGUGACCGAAAUCUUCGGUGUUCGAUAUAUUCCUUUUCACCCACAACUCCCCACACAGAAAAUCAUACCCACAGAUACAUAGAAACCUACAUACAGACACACAGGAGUACCCACACUCAGCAUGCCAGAUAUACCCAAAUCUGUUAAUCCCUACAAUAAACAUAUAACGUUUAUUAAAAUCUUUCUCUGUGUGAAUGAGAUGGGUGUAAAGCGCCAUCUAGUGGCCCAUUUAUAAAAUUACACUACAGUAGCAGUCAGUUUAAAAACAUAUUUCAAAAGCAUACACAAAAAAAACAUACAAUUAAAGUUUUGCUGUGGGGGAAAUAAUAAUAAUAAUAAUAAUAAUAAAAUAUAUAUAUCCUGUCCUGACUUUGUUCUUUGGCGUCAAAAAAAGCAUAGCUUAACUGCAACAUUAUUAUAAUUAUGGAUGAUUCACAGGCAGCCUGGAGUAUAUUCAUAGAAACAUAGAAUGUGACGGCAGAUCAGAACCAUUCGGCCCAUCUAGUCUGCCCAAUUUUGUAAAUACUUUCAUUAGUCCCUGGCCUUAUCUUAUAGUUAGGAUAGCCUUAUGCCUAUCCCACGCAUGCUUAAACUCCUUUACUGUGUUAACCUCUACCACUUCAGCUGGAAGGCUAUUCCAUGCAUCCACUACCCUCUCAGUAAAGUAAUACUUCCUGAUAUUAUUUUUAAACCUUUGUCCCUCUAAUUUAAGACUAUGUCCUCUUGUUGUGGUAGUUUUUCUUCUUUAACUCCUUAAGGACGGAGCCAAAUGUACGCGUUGUGAACAAAACAAAACGUAAACAAAACCUGGCAUUUGCGCUACAUGUCUGUCCAACUGUAAUUCACUUCUUUCAUAUUAAAUGCACCCACCCUUAUUAUAUAUCAUUUUAUUCAGGGGAAACAGGGCUUUUAUUUAAUAUCAAAUAUUUAGCUAUGAAACAUAAUUUAAUAUGAAAAAAAUUAGAGAAAAUAAGAAAUUUUGUGGUGUGUUUUUUUUGUUUGUUUUUUUUACAUGACAUUUUAACGGUCAAUGUCAUAAUACUGUUUGCUUUACUGCAAUAAAAUACACAUAUUUGUAUUCAGCAAAGUCUCACGUGUAAACCCGUACCCCCUAUGUACAGGUUUUAUGGCGUUUUGGGAAGUUACAGGGUCAAAUAUAGAUUUGAAAUUGAAAUUCGUCAGAUUGGUUACGUUGCCUUUUAGACUGUAUAGUAGCCCAGGAAUGAAAUUUACACCCAUAAUGGCAUACCAUUUGCAAUAGUAGACAACCCAAAGUAUUGCAAAUGGGGUAUGUCCAGUCUUUUUUAGUAGCCAUUUGGUCACAAACACUGGCCAAAGUUAGCGUUAAUAUUUAUUUGUGUGUGAAAAAUGCAAAAAGCGCCAAUUUUGGCCAGUGUUUGUGUCUAAGUGGCUACUAAAAAAGACUGGACAUACCCCAUUUGCAAUACCUUGGGUUGUCUACUAUUGCAAAUGGCAUGCCAUCAUAGGGGUAAUUUUCAUUCUUGGGCUACCAUAGGGUCUCAAAGGCAACGUAACAAAUCUGGCGAAUUUUAAUGUGAAAAAAAUGAAACACAAGCCUUAUAUUUGACGCUGUAACUUUAAAAAAAAAAAAACACCAUACAACCUGUACAUGAGGGGUACUGUUGUACUCGGGAGACUUCGCUGAACACAAAUAUUUGUGUUUCAAAACAAUAAAAAGUAUCACAGCAAUAAUAUCGUGUGUGUGUGUGUGUGUGUGUGUGUGUGUGUGUAUAUGUAUGUAUGUGUGUGUGUAUGUGUGUGUGUAUGUGUGUGUGUAUAUAUGUAUGUAUAUAUAUGUAUAUAUAUGUAUAUAUAUACACACAAUGAUCUAAGUAAAGAAUUUUAUUUUAUUUUUACACUGAUUUUAACAUUAUUUGAUUUCCAGCCAGCAGGGGGACUGUCAUUACAGGCAGUCGCCCUGCUGGCAAUGCAGCAGCCAGCUAACCCAGCCAUGUGAUUUGUGAGGUCCUCGCAAGGACCUUACUCUCUCAUUGCUGCGGGGGACUCCCUGGGAUCCCAGGUGAGUCUCCCCAACCGCGAUCACCGGUGACCGGGCAAGUAAGAAAAACCACAGGGCGUACUAUUAUGCCCUGCGGCGUUUAGAGCCGCUUAGAAUAGGGAAUAAUAGUAUAGAAUAAUAGUACGCCCUCUGGUUUUAAGGGGUUAAAUAUAGUCUCCUCCUUUACUGUGUUGAUUCUCUUUGUGUUUAAAUGUUUCUAUCAUAUCCCGCCUGUCUCGUCUUUCCUCCAAGCUAUACAAGAUCCUUAAACCUUUCUUUUUACGUUUUAUGCUGCAAUUCAUGAAUCAGUUUAGUAGCCCUUCUCUGAAUUCUCUCUAAAGUAUCAAUAUCCUUCUGGAGAUACGGUCUCCAGUACUGCGUACAAUACUCCAAGUGAGGUCUCACCAGUGUUCUGUACAAUGGCAUGAGCACUUCCCUCUUUCUACUGCUAAUACCUCUCCCUAUACAACCAAGCAUUCUGUAAGUCCAAAGUAGCUGCUGCAAGCAACAGUUUAAUAAACUUACUGAAAUGUUGUUUCCAUGGAGGAAAUUAGAUUCUGAAAAGGCAGGACUCUCACUCCCUGUUGGGGAUGUAUUCAGUCCCUGAUGAUAAGCCUAUUUUAGGGAUUCAAGGCUCUGAUGUCUCAAUGCAAUGUCUCCACUCUAAAAGGACAGAUAUAGGUUUGCAGGUUUUCUUUUUUUUUUUUUAAACAUGUUUUGACUUGAUGUUAUACAAUUAAGUGUUUCUUCCACUAAUGCUAUUAAAAGCUCAUAUUUUAUUUUCAUUUUCUCUGUCUCCAGCUGAGAGCAUCAAUGAUUAUUUCAGUGGGUGUUACGCUUGCUGUAAGACACAGCUCUCCUGCAUACCCCAGAUUAAAAGACGCCAACACUUUAUGUUGGCAUUAUGGUAUGCAAAUAACGUAUCUGUUCUCUCUCACUCUUUCCGUUUUCAUAUUGCCUGUCCAAUGGUCCUGCAAUAAUUCAUUCCACCUUUCUCUACAAAUAGUACAAACAGGUUGAACCAAUUUAGAAAAGAUUAUAAAUAAUAAAACAAAAUACUGGAUGAAAAGGGAAUAAAAUGAGCAUACUAUAAAAUAUAUAAAGUAAAAUACAAUAAAAUAAGUUUAUAUAAAUUCUUUAUUUUUUUUAUUUUACAUUAUUUGAUAUAUUUUAUAGUAUCUACUAUAUUAACUUUUUUUACAGUAUUGUUUUAUUAGCUUUUUCUAAAUUGGCACAACCAGUUUGUACUUUUUAAUUAUAUUUCAAGCGCUAAUGCAUUAUAGAUUAAUAUAUAUUGCUUACAGUUAUGUGGUGGAAUACUGCUGCCCCUAAUGACACUAUGGACAAGCGUCCACUGGAUAAACCCCUUUGUUAAUAUACCAUUUUUGUUGCUGUGACAGGGGACGCUUGUGGACACACUGAGAGAUGUACAGCCUACAUCACACAUGGGAGUCCCAAGAGUGUGGGAGAAAGUCAUGGAACGCAUUAAGGAUGUGUCGAGUCAGGCUGGGGUUUUUCGGAGGAAGAUGUUGUCCUGGGCAAUGUCGGUCAGCUUUGAAAGGAACCGGAGUCCUGCAAGGAAGUACACAGUCUAUAUAUUCUGCUAUCAUUAAUUUAAGACCUUCUCCACCCAGGGUUGGAAAAGCAAGCCAUAAAUUCUAAUCUGUUAAUAGCCCUAUUAACUUGUAAAACACAUUCUAUUUCAUCUGAACACACAAGAGUAGGUUUAGCUGUCCUUUCCACUGGAAGUUUUUUUUUAUAGUGUCUGCUUCUGUAAAUAAAUGUGGCACAUAUAGUAAAACAAAUCUACCUAAAACAAGUGAUUGUCCACCGCCAAUCAGAACCUUAUAUUCAGGCAGAUUAGGUGAUUAACUUUAACGUUCCAUCACACAAGGAAAAGGGAAUGGUUAUUUGACUUAUGUGGUUCUGUAGAGUUAUACAAGUUAGUUAUGAAGUUAGCGUUCACUAUUAAUAAAAAAAAAAAAAAAAAAAAAAUUUGGCUUCCAAAAUAGGCAAUUCUUGCACUAGUAUAUUAUGAAGAAUAAGUAUACCAUUAAAUAAGUGAAUAAGCAAUGUAAUUAUAUCUGUACGUAUGCUAAAAAUAUAUAAUUUUUUCAUGCGGCAACUACCACGGGAAGAAAACCUCAUUGCUCAGGUAGGACAGGUGUCAUUUUGUUUUAUAAUUCCAAGGUAUUGAAUAUGAAUGGGUGGAUUUUUAUUGUGGUCACAGAUGUUCAUGCCAACUGCAAAGAAAUUGAUUUUGUAGUAAUUAUAAAUAGAUAAUCAAAGUUAGAAGGGUGAUCUAGAAAAAAUAUCUAAUGUAUGCCUUUUGGUAUACAAACUGGAUGAUGGUUUGAGUUGGGAUUUAAAGAUAUAAGUAUAAGACUACAACUUUUACUAGGGUAUGAAAAGACACACAUGAGAAAAAGAAAAGAAUAAAAUAAUGAUAAAGAGAAGAAUAAACAAGAUAAAGCGUAAAUAAAAAGAAACAAAGUACCUCCUGACAUCUGAUUGAAAUAAGGAAUCAAUCCAGGAACAGAAACAGGAACACACCAUAAAAGGAUAGAGAAAGCUCUAAGGGUUGAUCACCAAAGUUUGGCAGCAUUUCUCUUGUGGUUGGCGAAGUUAAUUGCCUAUGGUGGUAUACUUAUAGAGUAUGGCAGGUAUGCCAUCAUCACGUCUUAAUGGUACCUGUUGUAUGUGGGAAUAAAAUAAUUCUGCCCGUGACGAAGUCCACGUUGACCCAAGUAUACUGAACUCACUUCUCUGCAGAUAAAGUAGUUUAUUAGAAAGAUUUAAACAGUUUGUGAUUAGGUAUACUGUACUGGUUUAUAAUAUACUGCCAUCUGUUUGUUCUAGUGGUGAACAGAAGCCCUUUCUCUCAACGUUGGCUGAUUUCCUGGUCCUGUCGAAGAUUCGCAAGGCCUUGGGAUUCUCUCGCUGCGAAAAGCAUUUCUCAGGAGCAGCUCCAAUAUCUGCUGAAACAUUGGAGUUUUUCUUAGGGCUCAAUAUCACACUGUACGAAGCAUAUGGCAUGUCUGAGACAACAGGACCACACUUUAUGUCUGGACCAAACACCCAUAGAUUUAAAUGGUACUAUUAAAAUCAUGCCAUUAUCCUGUGUAAUGGAAUAACCACAAACUCUUUUAGCAUCUUCUCCUUAGUUGUGACACAUCCAUACAUAUCACCGUCAUUGAUUCACUUUUAAUACCAGUAUGGGUUGAACCUAAUUUCACGUUGGAUGUUAGUUGGAUGCUUAGUAGCUUGCUUUUUUUUUGUUCCCAGAGAACGCAGAUUAAUACCACUAUAGAUAUCCGUAUACUAGAUCACUCUUACAUAGAAACCUAGAAUGUGACGGCAGAUAAGAACCAUUUGGCCUAUCUAAUCUGCCCAACUCUUGUCCCUGAGGCAAAUCUUUUUAAGCCUACUAGGCUAUUCACUGUGAUACAUAACUGUUAAUCUAUCUAGAAUUUUAAAGUAGAACUCUAUAAAGUUUACACCUAAUAUCUCCUAUUUUCUCUUCUAAUCCUACAACCAUAAAAAAAAAAAAUAGUUUAAAUGAUCUCCAUUGAAACAGUUUGUACAUGUUCUCCACUUUCCACUUCUGAUCGUGAAGUCCUUCCUACAGUUGUGGUAAGGCUGUCCCAGGGUGCCGGGUGAAACUAGUGGAUAAAGAUGACCAUGGGAAUGGUGAAAUCUGUUUCUGGGGUCGGAACGUCUUCAUGGGAUAUCUAAACAUGGAGGACAGGACAAGAGAAGUUUUUGAUGACGAGGGCUGGUUACACUCUGGAGAUAUUGGGAAGUUGGAUGAUGAUGGGUUUCUGCAGGUGACGGGAAGGAUAAAAGGUACAAUCUCAAAAUUGGCUUUCAGCUUUUAUUUAAAACCUGCUUCUAUGCUUUAGGUUGGGGUAACUUGAUGGUAUUUAUGUGGUGGUAGUAUAUUUGAUGUGUUUAAGCACUCGCAGUUUACAAAUCAUAAUUUAUAUGGUGCCAUCAUUUUAAACAGUGUCUGAUAUAGUAUUUAGAGGGCAUUAGAAACUGCAAUUAACAGACUGGAACUGAUAUAUCUGGUAGAGAGAAGGCAGCAUGCACAUUGAACUUUAUAUCAUGGUAACAUAAUACCACUGACUGAUUGUAGAGUCAUCAUAAUCUACGAUACCAGAGGUUAUGCAUCUGUAAUUCACAAAACUCUGAGGAUAAAAUAGUCAAGAUGUGACUAUAGCGUAGUUAAAGCUUUUUUACAAAUCAGCUGUUUGUUCAUUUAUUUGCUAGUUUUGCAUUUUAAUUUAUUUGUCACGAAAAUGUGUUGGUUUAGGGUAUAUUGGAUGACGCCAAGCAGCAUUCCACUGUAUAAUAUAAAUAUAUAUAAAUCUUUAUAGUGUUUGCAAACCUCCUUCAUUAAGCUAUGGUUGUUUUGGUGACUAUAGUGCCCCUUUAAUGUAUGCACACAGCUCAGCCAUUGCCAGUAAUGCAUGAUCUGAACUACAAAGGCAAACUGUAUUAGAAGGAGAGGACAGACAUAUACAGGAUUAUUUACAAAAGUGAGAAUUCAAAGUGAAUUUAAGAUCAGAGUAGCCAAGCUGAAGGCAUAGCUGAGUUAAAGCAUGUCUCCACUUUGGCUACUUAACCCCUUCCCAACCAGUGACGUACCAGGUACGUCCGCCAAAAAGCAACCAUGGACGUACCUUGUACGUCAUUUAGUAGAUCGGGACUUACCUGAUCGCUGGCGAUUCCUUGCCGGCAAUCACAACCCUGGGGUCUGGUUGGGAGAUCAGGCAGACCACCACUGCCCGAUAUGGCCCUCCUGGGCCAUGUGAUCGUGGGGCCCUCGCCCUAUAUUUGACCCCUUUAAGUUUGCAAAACCACAUAAAACCUGUACAUUGGAGGCACUGUUGUACUCGGGAGAUAUUGCAGAACACAUAUUGGGGUGUUCUUUGGCACUAACACAUAACAGGAACCGAGAAUCCAUGCCUAAAUUACAAUGUGAGAGAAAAAAAAACACAUAAAAAUUACUACCUAACAGUUUGACAAAGACUGGUGGUAGAAUUAGUGCAUGGAAAGUGUUAAAAUACCACCAUUUGAAAUACUGUAGGGUGUCUACUUUUCAAAAAUAUAUGGUUUGAUGGGGGUCAGUUACAUUGGCUGGCUUCAAAAAUGUCCCAAAUAGGACAUGGGUGUAUGAUGACCAGCUGUAAAAAUUCCAAGUUGGAAAACUGGAAUGUGCACCCUCCAAAUAAGGUCUUUUAGCCUGCAGAGAACUCAACACACCUAGACAUGGGUGGUAUCACUAUACUCAGGAGAUGUUGAUGAACACUUAUCGGGGUGUUCUUUGGCAGUAACCCUUAAAGUUCUCAGCACAUGUAUUCUUAAAUUGCUAUGUGUGUCAAAAAAAAAAAUCACCAAUUUUUUUUGAUUUUUUUUUUUUUUAAAUUUGGCAUAGAUUGGUGGUAAAACGGUUGCAUGAAAAGAGUAAAAAUACCCCAAGUUUAAUACAUUAGGUUGUCUUUGUUUAAAAAAUAUUUACAUGUGAAGGGUUAUUCAGGGAUUCCUGACAGAUAUCAGUGUUACAAUGUAACUUGCGUUAAUUGUGGGAAAAAAUGGUUUGGAAAUAGCUACUUGUACUUAUUGCCCUAUAAUUUGCAAAAAAUCUAAGGACAUGUUAACAUUGGGUAUUUCUAAACUCAGGACAAAAUUUAGAAACUAUUUAGCACAAGUGUUUUGUGGCGGUUGUAGAUUUGUAACUGAUUUUGGGGGGUCAAAGUUAGAAAAGGUGUGUUUUUUUUUUUUGUUUUGUUUUUUUUUUCAUCAUAUUGUAUUCAUCAUUUGUUUUAUAGUAAAUUAUAUGAUUAAAAUAAUGGUAUCUUUAGAAAGACCAUUUAAUGGAGAGUAAAAACUGUAUAUAAUAUGUGUGGGUACAGUAAAUAAGUAAGAGGAAAUUAUAGCUAAACACAAACACCGCAGAAAUGUAAAAACAGUCCUGGUCCUUAAUGGUAAGAAAAUUGAAAAACGGUUUGGUCACUAAGGGGUUAAACCUUAAAUCUCUUUUGCGUUCACUUUGAAUUCUCACUUUAGUGAAUAACCCUGAUAGUAAGGGUAUCAUUACCUGUUUGUAGUAUUCUUGACUGUCUGCAGACACAUUAUGAAUUAAAAGUAGCUCAUUCAAUACUGUCAGGGGCUCAGACUGCAGACAUACAUUUGAUAAGGAGGUAUUUUUCUGGAGUGAGGGGGUGUGGCUAAGGAGGCAGGCUUAUGGUGAAACAUUUAGCAAAACAUUUAUUUUAUGCAAAAAACUGUAAAGAUUUGAGCAUGCAAAAAAUGACAGCAUGUUAAUAAGACCAAAAUCUAUCAAAUGCACUAUAGUUGAAUUGGUGCCCGGAAUGUCCCUUUAAGUAGAAAGUGUUAACGGGACACCUAUAUAAUGGAAAACCGAAUAUAGAACACUCUAUAGAGAAGAUAUGUAUGACCUGACAUGGAGCAACAGAAAAAGGGUAACUGAAGGAAAUGUGGAUAAGAGAAUCAUGUUUACAUCAUGAUUGGCAUAUAUCAUGAUUAUUUACCAUGGUGAGUUCAAAGUGAAUUUCAAACUUAAGAUCAAUAUAACCGAACUGGAAAAAUUCUCCAAGUCCGCAAUACGUUCAGUUUGGCUACUCUGGCCUUAAAUUUUAAAUUCACCUUGAAAUCUCACUUUAGUAAAUAUCCCUGUAUGAGAUGGAUAUAAACAAGGUUUAUGUUCUAAAAUGAAAGGGAAGGAGGGUCAGUACACCUAAUGUACCUAUAAAUGUUUGUUCAUUUAUCUGUCGAUCACUGUGCUGUGUUUCAGAGUUGUAUAAUAGCAAUAUAGAAGUAUAACAUGCAUUUUUCUGUUUUUUUUUUUUUUUCUCUUUUCGAGCAGAGUUGAUUAUCACGGCAGGAGGUGAGAAUGUUCCUCCCGUUGCCUUGGAAGAUGCUGUAAAGAGACAUUUGCCUAUAGUCAGUAAUGCUGUAUUAAUUGGGGACAGGAGAAAAUUUUUAUCAAUGCUGCUCACCCUCAAGGUAUGUUCCAUAACUUACCCACUACACGUGUUCUCUGGCAAAUUAUGUGAAUAAGCGUUCUCUUUGCAGAGUGCCGUGGAACCGGAAACCUUGGAGCCAAUGGAUAACCUAACUCAGGAAGCUGUACUCUUCUGUCACAAUGCUGGUAGUAAGGCCACGACGGUGUCUGAAAUCGUGGGACAGAAAGACCAGGCGGUGUAUAAAGCUAUUCAAGAUGGAAUAGAUAGGGUGAACAAAGAGGCGGUGUCCAAUGCUCAACGCAUCCAGAAAUGGGCAAUCUUAGCCAAGGAUUUCUCAAUAUCUGGCGGUGAGAUGGGUAAGAAAAACUCUGAUUUAAAUUAUUGCUCAGGCUGUGAUAUUCAGGAGUAUGAGUUAGAUCAGGGCUGCCCAGAUGUUGUAGAACUAGAAAUCCCAUGAUGCUUUGCAUGCCUUUAGAAUGUCUUUAGAAUGACAGAGCAUCAUGGAAGCUGUAGUUUUUAAAACAUCUGGGGAUCUACCAUUUAGAAACUCCUGAGUUAGAUUAUAUUGUUGUAGGGUUUUCAUACAUGUGAUAUCUGGUAAGUCGCUUGAGAACCCAUAGAUAUGUGCACUGCGGGCACAAAGGAAUCCUAACUCUGUAUUGUGUAGUACAAAUUUUAUCCCACAGUAACCAAACUGAAGGCAUAACUGUAGCGGACCAUGGGUAACCCGACCGGUUACCUCCGCUAUUAGUAAGUGAAGAGACCCAUUUUCUCCCAGUAACUUUGACACACCGUUCCAGGGGUACAACAACAAGCUUUAUUGGCCACACUCGACUUUAUACUAUGCAAGGGGGUGGAACACCGGUAAUAGACAAUGUCCCAUCCCAGGAGUCAUAUAUUGGAACUGGAACCCUAGUCCUUUUGUCCCCUGUUCCCGCCACUUCAUGUCCCCUCCCAGGGUCCUCCCUCUACCAGGGGCCUGUGCGUGUGACAGGAACUCCAAUCCCUUUGUCCCUGGUUUCCGCCACACAAAUACAAAGUUUUCCCACUUCUACCCAAUUUUCUCUGUACCUGGGAGUCCUGGCAUGGGAAAGAGUCUCGCCUUCUGGACUUCCUCUCGUGGGGUCCCUGGGUACGAAUGCUCCCCCUGGCCGGCGUUCAACUAUAUGAGCGGUUGCCACCCAGGGAAACACUCAUUAAUUACUUCCCUUGCGGUUUCUCACUUAUGUUGCAAGUUGCCAAUGUUCUAAUUGAUUGGUGUGAACACUAAACGAGGUGGGACUAAACGAGGUGGGAAGCAAUCAGCGAAUGGUCCCCCUGGAUGGCGUUCGUCUUACGAACGGGCCGCCACCCCGGAUCGGCACGCGCCGGGGCUUCCCUUGCGGUUUGUGGUUUUCAAACCUCAUUAGCAAGGUGUAAACAUUCUAAAUGGGGUAUUGGGGUUGCCCCCGUUCGGGAGAUGAACGGGUUGCGUUCAUACACGGUCUCCCGAACAGAGAGCAGGUAAAACACACAAGUAAUCACUAAUACAUGGGGAACAUAGGCAAAUACAAUACCACACUUCAUGGUUUAGCGGUGAUCCCGCUACAAUUGCUGACUUUGAAUUCCCAACAAUUUAGUUAUUAUUAUUAGACUUUAUAUAGCACAAACAUAUUCUGCAACCUUUAAAAUGUUACAAGGGAGGGAGUUUUACAAUAAAUGAGAAAAUGGUUUAGUGAAACAUAUUGCUAAUACACUCCAAAUUAAAUAUUGUUAAUACACUCAAAAAAAAUGCUAAUACACUCCAAGCAGAAAAAACAAUAAAGGACAACAAAGGACAUAUUUGUAAUUUUAUGCUCACACUGUAUGUUUUUUCCACAAUGUAGAGAAAGUACAGAGUGGGUGUUCAGAAAUUAAUUUAUGGUGCAUACAAAAUAAGGACUUCGCAAUUUUCAUUAAAAAAAAGUAAUAUAAGGUAAAAAAUACACACAAAAAAAAGGAUUAACGAUCACAACAUUAAACCUUUUUACACCAAGCAUGUCAAAUUCAAAAGCUAGCACGGGUCACAUAAACAAGAUUUAAGUUUACGUGGGCUGCAGAAAAAAAAAAAAACUUAAAUUUUCAUAAAAACGUAGGUUUGUUUUGAAAAGUACCGUAUAAAAAAAAAUCAGCGUCCCACUCUACUAAACCCCAGUACCCCCUCUGUACUAAAUCCCAAUCUCCCCCCCUCCCCCCUCCCCACUCUCUAUACUAAAUCCCAGUCCCCUCUCUACUAUACCCCGGCCCUUGUUUAAAAAAAAAAAAAAAAAUACAGUAUUAGCCAACAAGCAGACCCAACACUCACAUUGCUGCUGCCAGUAUGCGACUCUGGAGUCCAUCCUCUGGUAUACCUCCAAUGGCGCCGUCUGCACCCUAUGCCAAAACGGAUCCUCCCGCUACUCCUUGAAAACCUGUAAAGGUGGAGAGCGUUGAUGUCACGUCGAAAUGUGACGUGGCAUUGCGUGCCUCCGUGCUCCUCCAGUUCCUCCACUGUCCAGCCGCAGCCAUCGCAACACUGACCAACACACACACACCUCAAUGUAUUUGUUUCGAUUAGAAGGCUUGUUUACAAAACUUUUUUUUUUUUAACUUUUUUUUUGUCAAUGUGUGCACUACAUCAAAAAAUCCAUUUUUAGUAGUGUUCCCAGUUUUUGGUCGAAUUUUUAUUUAUUUUUUAUUCUGAAUUUUCACAAAUUCUUGGCUUAGUAAAUAAACCUUUAGGAACCACCUGUCGCAUAUUUGUUUCUACUCAAACCUGUCAGUGUUUUCUUUCUCACGAUGUGUAUCCUGCUUUCUAGGGCCCACAAUGAAAAUAAAGCGAUAUGCAAUCUUAGAGAAGUACAGUAAAGAAGUGGAAGCCUUUUACACCGAAUAA
This is a messenger RNA of Pelobates cultripes (western spadefoot toad), 79485 nucleotides long. NCBI's taxonomy places the organism in Eukaryota, Metazoa, Chordata, Amphibia, Anura, Pelobatidae. The record is from the annotation of a GenBank genome assembly.